AUUGUCCUGAAGAUGCAUGAAAAAUUCAAUGUGAAACAUGAGAUAGACGCUGACUGGACCUGUAGCUGGAGAUGAUCCAGAAAAAGAGCGGUGACAUCACACCCUCUCUUAAUCAUUGUAAUUGCCCUGAACAGGGAACAUUUAGACACACUUACAGAAAUGUGAUCAGUGGUAUCAGGCUGCUCUGAAAUCUCCCUCCUUUUGUUCCCCACCUUUCAAAAGUGUGCAUGGGGAAUGCUCAGGCAACCAUGUCUUAAUUACUCGUUGAACCUUUGACCCCGGCGCUGCAUUGAUACGCGGCCGACACACAAGUGUGGAGCUCUGCAACUGCCUCUUGCAUGUGUGUGAGGCAGUGAAAUCUGAAGCCAGGGCAUGUGAGUCCACUGUAUUUGUUUACAGGGCUUCACCUCUGAGUCACUCUCCACGGCAGGGGAGCUUCUCUCCUCCAUCGCGGCCUGACUCGCCAUCACAGACUCGUAUGUCUUCACCGCCAGUGAAGACGGGCUUUAAACAAAAUGUUGGCACGCCGCAAGAUUGAAACCUUUAAUAGUCAGGCGUCGUUCCGAACUGAAUUACACAGCACAUUUAAUGAACUCAGAAUUAAUGCCUCUCGGUUUAAUUGCACUCUCUCACUGGUAAUACGUUUUCAAGGUGAAAUCUUUAAAUACAAAGAUUUUUUAGGUAAGUAAAGCAAAACAAGUGCUAAAAUUGAGUGCUGUAAUUUGUUCAUGAUCAACAGUGAAAUUGCUCCAUCUAAUUAUCGUCUAAUUAGCUCCAACCAAAACUAAGAGCAGAUCCUCCUUGAAACGGCGGAGGCAGCUGCGACUGCAAUCCAUCGCCGUGGAGCAGAAUUUCGGCUUUCUGCUGUUCCCGUUGAUGUCGGUGUGUUCGGUGGCAGAAACAAUUAUUGCGGGAACAACCCCCGCAGCUAAUGCUCACCAUGUUAUUAUUAUAAAGCCAGGGGAUCAGUGUGUGUUGGCAUCAGUCAGAUCACUUCCAGGACCAGACGUGUCACAAGAUUCUCACUUUUCCAAUUACGCAGAGACAAGUUCAUUACUCUUCAUGUGUGAACAUCGGCAGCUGCUGAUAUCAACCUUUUUGAAAUCAGAUUUCAAAAAAAGGUGUUUCCAGGAUGUGUACUUGAGAUUUAUUGUUGUUGGUACCUCAUGGAAACCAGCGAGUCAUUGUUCAGUGAAAUGAUUCUUUGUUGCGACGACCAAACAGUGCUGACCUUAACACUGGCGCUGUAUAUUUCAGUACAGAUGUUUUGACUCAUCCUCCAAAUAAGUCGGGCCAAACUCACGGUCUUGGGGCCAAAUGUGGCCCAUCAAAUCUCAUAAUGUUGCCGUCCGAGCUGUAAAUACGAAUUAAUACUACUACUUUAAAAGCUCUUAACUGCAGCUCACCUCCAACACAUGUCAGCAUCACGACCCACUAGGAUUUAAUUGAAUUAAUUCAGACUGUACCAAUCAUCAGAAAGCUUUAUUUUCGAGCUUUGUCUAUGAAUUACAUUGUUGUGUUCAUUCUAAUUUUAGGGUUUAGUUGUGUGUGUGUGUCCCUGCGAUGUUUAUGGGUCUCCCCAACAUAUCUUGCGUUGGCCCAUGUCACUCUGCACCCAUCCGCUUGUUUACGUAGGUACCUGCAAUCCAAAACUUUGGAGUAGCGAUUGAACAAUUGCAUCACUUUCACCAUAAAUAGCUGAAGGUGCCAACAAUGUAAGUACACUCUCAUGCAAUUGAAUUCAAGCUCUUCUGGAUUGAAAAUAAAAGUUGCUGAUAACAUUAAGAUUACCAUGUUGAGCAACUCAUCCACGCUACUUUCAAGAGCAUUUCUUAUUGUAUUGAUCGGAACGAUUGUUUGCUGCUUGGUUGCCUACGAUGUUGUGUUCACGUUUCCAAUAAGAUCAACGUCUCUUGCCGUUGAGUAGUGAGAUUUUGUUUUUCCCUGGAGGACGUAGUUUAGGUGGGGAGCUGUUGUUGUCGUCAAGAUGGCUCCCCUGAAAAUGAAGAGAUUCACUGGAAACCUUGAGAUGUCAACAAGUAUUCAGGAAACUUGCAACUAAAGGUGACGCUGAAAGCUGAAGGAAGGGACUGUAAUGGAAGUAGUUGGAAGUGAUAAAGUUCUGACCAACAUGAGUGCGGGGAGGCAGCAGGAACAGUGUGCAUCUGUGGUUAUGGUUCUGAAUUCAGUGUUUGCAAAGACUGAUUUUCUCUCUAAGAGAGAGAAAUGCAUUGAGGUAACAGUUGAUUUUUUUGUAAAAAAAGAAAGAUUUUAUUUUAGAUUCAGGCACAGACUUGAGUGAAAGUAUACUGUCUUGUGAUCCCAGUGUCCCAUUAUUCAGAGCUCCAUAGGUGGCGAUCUUGAUGAUGAGAAAAAUGACAAGGGGUUUCAUUGAAAUACUGUAGUUGUUCAAAGGUUUUUUUUAGCAGACAGUGCCAUCUAGUGGCCUCUGAAAAUUAGGACACUGUUUCAUGAUACCUCAUCAAACUACUGCUAAUAUUGUGCAUAACGGCUACAGGUUUUUGUUCCAACCUGACUGGCACACACACAGCUUGACCAGUCAGGUGACGCUUGUUUCAGCUGACACCUGAUUGGUGAGACCAUGUGAGCUUGAUGGGUUGGAACAAAGAUGAAAAUUUGAAAAAUGAAAGAGAAAUUAAAUCCUGCAUUGAGGUGAUUUGAUGACAUUUAAGUUCAUUAUAUUACACGUUAUCGUUACUUGAAUAAUUAACAAUUUUAAUUCACUGUUGGACACUUUCAUCAGAUGAAAUUGCCAUAUUUGCUUACGUUGUCUAAUACUGUCUGGGGCCUUGGUCGCAGGGUCACAACUGGACCUUUGACUGUGUUCCGCACGAGGUCAAAACUGGAAAUCAUUGCUUUUUGAUGACAUUUUUCAUUUACAUUUUUUUUGCUGUGCUCUUCUUUGCUCCUGUUUUAAAUAAAUAAUAAAAUAAAUACAUAAAUAAUAAAAUAAAUUAAUUAAUUAAAUAAAUUGUGUUCUAUGAGAAACGGUGUUCUCACAUAUUUUAAUGUAACGUACUUUUUCUUUAUUUAAGCAAGGUUCUUUUUGUAUAGGUAGAUGUAUUCAAGACCUUCACUGUACAGUUUCAGUGUCCUUCACUGUCCUUUCCAUUUUAUUCAGUCUUCCUCAUCUGAAUUUUGGGUCUCUUUAUUCUCUUUAUUGGAAUUCUAUUCCGCCCCGGAAUGCAACGCUGUCCUUCAGAGAGCGAAAUGUCUGUCACAAACCAGCUCCAGUGUUCACGGCCCCACAAGGAUGACUUCUCAGCUUAGUGGUUUUGUGAGCUUGAUGUAUCCGAUAGCAGUGAAUUGUGGGAUCUAAAUGAUCAUGUUUAACUAUAUUCUCAUCUUAACUGUUGCUAUGUGUUGCCCUGAAGCUCAACUUUUGUGUUUUUGUCUCCCACUUUAAGUGUUUUUUCGUGGCCGCCAUGCUUCUUCAGUCAUACUUAAUGCUCACUCUGUUGACAUUUAUGGCUUUUAAUAGUGUUUUUUGAGGCGAGGGCUAAAUGAACUAUCCAUUUUUAUUAUAUAUUAUGCAGUAUUUAAAGUUUCAGCUCAUUAAAAAAACAGGCGCCCUCUGUCGCCCCUUCCCCCCAGGCUGUCUUUUACCCCCUACCAGCAUGCAGUCAUGCUCCUCUAGCCACGGGCUCUGCUUGAUCUGUUUUUUUUUUCUUCAUUUUUUUCCCCUCCAAUAUAUUUAUUUAUUUUUCUUUUCUUUUUCUUAGCACCAGCAUUGUCUUAAUUCACUAUUAUAUUUGUAAAAAUCUUCUUUUAUCAAUGGAUGUAUUUAUAUUUCUGCAGUGCUCCCUUGCUUCCCUUUCGCCGCAGAACUAUGUCUGUGGCGGGGGAUUUACAUUAAAUACAAAGAUACAGAUGUUGCAUACAAACACAGAAAUGGAAUAAAUCAAUUUUGUCCCGAGAAAUGCUUCACGCACUUUUUGAUGCAGCGUGAUCUCCAAUCUUUCUGCAAAUGAGCUGCGCUCUCUUGUAAUGGUUUCUGCUCCUCGUGGGAUGGCGGUGUCUGAGAAAAGCUGCUGAUUGAGGGGGAAAUGUAAUACAGGUGUAACGCUGACUUGAUAGGGGUCUUACACGAGGGUUAAGCAUUUUAACAGUGAUAUACAUACUGUUACAUAUUUAUCAGAGAAUAUGGAAUUUGCUGGCUCGACUCUUUCGCCGGCCUGCAGAGAUUUGCCGGUUUCUGCUGGGGUGUUGUUAAUUCUGCCGGCGAGGUUGGCCAUUAUGUUGAAUUAAUAGGAAUUAAGGGUUUAAAUUGGUUAAGUAAGCACUUCAUUAAUCGUGAGGGGAUUGCUGCGGUAGAGGCUUAACGUAGGUGCGAACAUGGAUGGAAGAAAAGAAGGUGAAGUUAGACGUGGCUCAUCAGCUCCACGUUCACACUGGGUGACUUCUAAGCGUAUUAGAAGUGGUAGAUCAUUUGUUUAAAGUUGGAUGCAGUUGUUGAAGUUGUCUCCGAGUUUAUGGUCCUUUAUGAGGCGUAAGAAAAGAUCCCUUAGUUGUAACUCCCUUUUUUUUCCAACACUCACUCAUAAAACAAAAUCAACUGCUUUCUUCUUUUUGGCCUUCUUUUAUGGUCCUCUCUACUUGACAUAAUUACUUAAAGCCUGCAAACAUGAGGCGUCAAAGUCUAGUCGCGUGUUGGAUUAAAUCAUAUGGAUUAACUACCAUGGAAUGUAAAGUGAUCUCUAGUUCUCAAUACCACAUCCCUUCUGUCAGUUCAAUCUGGUGUAAAAAAAAACACUAUUAGCUUCCUUUGAAUCUCUGUGCAAUGACUUUGGACUUCAGAACUAGUGCACUAGUGGCAAAUUCUAGAGCUUAAAUUCAUUUAUGGUUAAAAAGUGAUUUGCUAUUGACAACUCCGAUGGGUGUUGACCACUUGGUUGGUGAACAAAUUUGUAACAGCAAAUUAUUGGGGACCGAGCAGAUGGAAAGCGGUUGUUCAAUAAAAAAAAAACAAAAAACAUGCACAAGCCAUCACAUAAAAUAUUAAUAACCUGCAAAUAAAGAAACAACCUGACCGUGGGAAAAGUGGACUUUCAGCAUUGCAUGUUGAUGCAUUACGCUUUCAACUGAAACAUGCCGCGGCAUAUCCUGAUGCUGUGGGCAGCGUGACACACAAAAAAGACUGAGGUUGAGGUUGUGUAAGGUAUGGGAUGGCUCUCCUUAUGUUCUUCAUGUAACAACGUGUCAGUUGCUAUUUAAUGCCCCUCAAAUGGUUGUGCGUUUCAGUCACAGUUUCCAAACGUCUCCUGUGCCUCGCUGGGUAUUGUAUCGGAUUUCCCAAAGCAAUUCAAUUAGAUUUACAACGGCCUGAUUCGAUUUGAUUGGUAGUGGAAUAGAUUUCAAUUUGGUUCGGGAUAUAUCCGUCUAUGGGCCUGUCCCAAUUCUCAGCCUAAGACUUGUUUUUGGCCCUAACACUCGUCAAGUGUAGUGUGUCUCAAUGCACUACAAUGAUCCAGUGAAAUGAUCCCUUCAUACUUGGGGGGGCUCCAGAGGUAACUUGAAGCACAGUGGGACGAUGGAGUGUGGAUAGAUUCCCAGGAUACCAACGUGUGAAUAGAAUAACAUAACUAGAAUUGAAUAACGUGACUUAAAAACAAUGGAAGAUGUGACCACAGGGAAAUUGUAGUAACAAGGACUCUUCUUUUUAUUUACUUCAUGCUUGUGUCACACGCUAGAGACCUGAAGGGUCUACCGUGUCUACAGCUUCAGCCGUUUUCUCGGUUGGUUCACCAAACGAAGUAAGAUAAUCAGCGCCGAUGCAAGAGGUUGCAAAAACGCUGGAGCCGUCAUUUCCAAAAUGUCUCAACGACGCUCAUGUUGUCUUUACCUGUGGCUAUCCCAGUUCUUGGGGACGUCAAUCACUUCGUGGUCGGAGGGCACUUCAUAGUGGAUGACACUCAGAACCAAGUGCUAGAGUUAAGGGUGAAAAACAUGUUACAGUAAAUAAUGGAUUUGGGCAUUUUAUGAAUUGUCAUCGGGCCACGUGUGGGAACAUCAAUUCAGAUCAAUUAUUUAUGUCUUACUUUAACCCUGCCCAAUUAAAUAUUACACCACUAACAUUCCUUCAUGCACAGUUGUGUAGUUUUAAAAAUUUGCUCAGCUGUACCCUGACUUCAUGGAACUUACUGCUACACACGUAUCCCAUUGACUUCAGUUGCACCCUCUCACAUCCCUGCGGUCUUGUUCGCUAUCUGUUUGUGAUGUUACUUCAAGUGGUCAACUGGAGCUAAGUGAUGAGAUCUUUGCGUUCACUAAGAUUCCCGCUGACUGUGUAUUUCACGCACUCGUCCAGCAGCGCCUCCCCUUUUCAUGGCGAGACGUGGAUUUAGAACAUUGUGAUUCCAUUCGAUUAAAACCUCUGAGCCAUGUGAGAGUGUUCGAUAAAGUAAUCUCUGGACCUCCGUCUGGACAUGGGCGUGAAGUUAUGGCCCCGGUCAGAUGGAAACAGCCGCUCUGGUUGAUGUUGCUUCCCCAGCAGAGGUGGACUAAUUGAGGUGUGUUUUUAUCUGGACUCGCUAAUGACGACGAGGCUGGGAGAGAAGUACACUGUCCCCUUAGGCUGAGGAAUAGCACGACUUAGCCAACCUUCUGUACUUAUUGUCCAACAAAGGGGGAAUUCACUUAAUGCAGUGCUUCAGAAAAGUGGAUAAUUGUAGCCUCGAUCAAUAAAGUAACAGAGCGGAAAAUGAACAUGUGCAGUGUAGCUGUGUUGUAGAUAUUUGCUGGAAAUGGAAAAGGAGCCAGGUUCUUGUUUUUUUUUUGUGUGUGUGUUUGUUUCAGCCAAGUCAUCAAACAAGGAGAGCGCGUGGACCGAGCAGACAUGUGUAGCCGCCGCUUUAUUUACUCCAUGCGCAGUGUUGUGUUUGCAUGUGCGUGUGUAUGGUGGAGGCUGCAGGUUCGGCUGGAUGAUCCACAUUGUUCCGGUGACAUCGCUGGAGGGCAAAGAGGGAUGGAACCUGAGAGGGGUGACAGUGAUAAAUAGCCCUUUUAAUAACAGCUGCCCCACUUGGCCGGCGAGUCCCAGUCAGUGUCCUCUGUGUAUUUAUGCCCAUGUUUAUUUAUGCAUCCAUAGCAAGCAGGAAAUCAGCACCGCAGGGGCACAAUCAGUCUUUUUUUGUGUGUUUGGGGGAUAGCGUUUGGGGGGCCUUCUCAUCUUUUAAGUGAGCAGAUAUUCGUUUAACCCUGAGGUUGAUCUACUGGCAUGUCUGUGGAGGAAUAUGCAGUUAGUCUCAUUUUGGGAAGGCAAAAGCAAGACAGAUUUGUCGUGUAGUUACUAGAGAUCAGUCUAUAGCGCUAAUAGGUUCAUAUGCUGGUAGUUGCCCUUUAAGAGCAGGGUGUUUUUGUUCCUGAAGGAUUGCAAAUGCCUGAUCUUCUUUUACCAUAUAAGAUCCGAUAAGAAAAUCCAGCGGUAUGAGGUGUGUUGGGAGUGAAUUUGUCCCACUAAUCGGCUCCAAAAACGCUGACAAUCAGAAAUCUGUUCAACAUUUGUGUUAGGGGAGAGUCGCCCACUCGUGACUUGAGCUGUGCCACCUGGAGAGCUGCACCUUGUCCUGGGAAGCUCUCCACAGGGGGUGAGCUUCUUGCCUUAGAUGACUCUGCGCUAGACGCCAGAAACUACUGUACGUGUACAGCGCGACUCCACACAGACAUUAGUAUGGCAAACCUCUAGACAAGGUAACUGACAAUGGCCGUGUCCUGAGAGCGACGCCACAGCCACCCAUGUGACCGCCAGAUUAAUAUCUGGCAGCUCUUUCAAGAGAAGUGUGCAGGAAGAGAAUACAGGAACCGAUCAACAAGAGGCCGGACCAGACUGAACAAAGGAGUUACAUUCAAACCCCGACGAGAACCGGAGACUAUCAGGCUCAAAGGCUGAAAUGACAGUGUCUGCACUGGACUUGUCAGUCAUUCAUUGGUGUUUACCGCAAGUGCUUGGUGUGUUAUCAAAUGUUGUGGAGGUAUUUUGGUAAUGGUAACAAAUGUGUCAGUGCCAUUUUAUUGUGAUUACGAAAUUCUAGUCUAACAAAAAAAACAUUAUAGCUCCGACAUUAGCCGCUAAAAGGCCAUAAUAUUUUCCUUUUUUUAAAUUACUUUUUUUCCACACGGCUGUCCGACAAUAAUCCACUGGCUGAUGGUGUUGUAGAAUGACUAGGGAAGCACUGAACGAGUAGUGUACUUGCAUUGAGUACUCAUCAAUACCAAUACCAAAUACUUACUCCGUUACACAUGAAGUUACUGUGAGUUUUUACAUUUUUCUGACUGCGCGCUGCUGUAUCGGUAUCAUGGUAUCGGUGGUCAUUCUAUGAGAACAGGUACUCAACCCCAGUAUCGGUCUGAUAUGUUGAUGUACCAUCCACUAUUCGCUUGCUUGUGAACUGCUUUGAAUACACCCAGCCAAUGUGAGCAAAACAGCAUUUGACUCUUCAUUUUUAAUCAAUUAAUGCUCAUAAUUCUUGUGCUCUACCAUCAUAAUGUAUAAUGUUUCAACGAGUGAAAGUAGCAGGGCUGCUCAUAAACCUGUCUCGUAACACUGUCGAAGCAAUAUGUGGUGCUUUAUUGCUCUUUCAAGUCAACUCUUCAUAAUCUGGACACGCCAACGCCGCGUGUACUAAUAGCACGUCUUUGGCAGCGCUCUGCUUUCAAUCUGCAUGACUUUCAAAUUAGCCAGACAUUGUUGCUGUGUGACUGAAGUCAAAAGUCUUUUGUCUGCUGAAAUAUGACCUCAGGCCUGCAGCGAGCAGCAAGAGGGGAGGCUGUAGAUCAGAGGUGUCACAGCUCCUGCCGCGGGGCGACGUCGCCGCUGUUCUCACUCAAACCUCUUCCCUCUCUUUAAUUGGUUCAAUUAGUUAAGUAUCCAUAUACAUUAUGGUGUAUGCAUUUUUCAUGACUCCUCUUAACGCUCUGUUUGAACAGAACUACUUCCGGCUAUGAUUUGCCUUUUGGAUGAAUGUCAAGGAGACUAAAUGAUCACGCUAAUUGAGUAAUUAAAGGCAGAUGUUGGUGCAAGCGCUAACAGGAAACACUUUGCCCUCCAGAAAACCUACAGUGUUUUUGACACCCCUGUUAUGUAUGGAUAUCCCAGAGGUGCCUCUCUAAUAGUUACAGUUUCACCCUCCUGAUUAUUCAGUUGAAGUCCUCGCUAUGAAGCCAAAAUGGUGGUUUUACGCCGUUCUGAGCGUGGAAAGAAACUUGUAGCCGGGCGGUCGGACGCUGUGGCGCCGAUUCAACCUGAGCUGACCUCACUGUCACUGCUCUCUGAUAGGACACUAGCGGUCUGCCCGGGACCCUUUUCUAUUGGGGGUAAUUAAGAUCGGCAAUGUGCCAGUGAUCUGAGGUAUCAAACCUCAAAAGAGUCAAGUGUAUUUCCUUGGCUUUUGACAGCUGUGGUGAUCAGAGGAUUGCUCGCAGGCAGAUCAAUAAGCAACAAUUUUCCUAUUAAAGAAAAAUUGCUUGGACAUUGUACCAAGAUAGCUUGUGGCUCUCUCACCACCGACCCGCUGAGGCUGAGGGUCUCUUGUAGAAGAAUGCCGGAGCUGUCUGUCUCUGUGAAUCUCACGUGACCCUUGUGUUUCUUUGUGCUGCUCACCCCAAUGUUUAUAAACUAAUCUGUCCAAAAGGAAGAGCACUUUAUUAUUAUGUGUACAGUAGGUAUUGUAGGUUUUUGUUAUAUGUGAGUCAUUUGAUUCUGAGUGCUGAGCCAAUAUUUCAGCAAUGCAUUAAUCAUAACAUAAAAAAAGAGUACACGGGGUAAAAUCCUAUGAUUUGCAAAUCCUGUGAUCAACCCCGAAUUCUAAUGACAUGAAGACAUCUGGCCUGGAGAGAAACCUCCAAAUUAGAAAGCUUCAAAAUAUCCUCCGUCAACAAAGGCACCUAAAUGAACACACACUGUGUAGACGACAUGUGUAACAGAAACUAUUACGUUAUUCAUGUCUGCAUGUUCAUAUUUACUGUCACUGCAGCCAUGAUGAUUCUGAACCUUUUGACUGAGUUUGGGGCCCCUAACUUUUCAGAAUGUCAAGUGCUGUUUCUUCCUUAGUGCCUCUCUUCAGGUACGUUCACACCAAACGCAAAGGCACAGAAAUGUCGGAUUUAAAUGUAAAGUCUAUGUAGCACAGAGGUACUGUUAUGUGCAAUUGAGUACUGCAAUAUGGGAUUGAGGCUACAUUUUUAAGGCCAUGCGUCACUUCCAAAGUAGAAGAAAAAGCUAGGGAAAUUCCGUCAUCAAGACAAACAAGUAAAAUGGAAGACCUUUGCAGUUGCAGGCAUUCGCAUCUCACUGCUUUGACAGUACCAUAUCUGACCCAGAGACGACUGCAUCCUGCUCUUCUAAAAAGAAGGGCAAAACAUAAUCAACAGAUCUGGAACAAUACUGUCAGUGUACAGUCAACAAGGUCACUACAUAAUAUAUAUUAAGUAUAAUAUAAUAUUUAUACCGAGUAAAAAUAUGCACACCAUAUAGUACUUAGUAAGUGAGGUAAGCAGUGAGGUGCCAUAUCUGUUUGUCAUGUCAUAAAUCAUCUGCAUAUGUGACUUCUGAAAGCUAAUGUGUUUGAAAAUGUGGUGGAAGUAGUCACUCCCUUGUACUGAAUCAUUGUUCCGUCAUGUGUUCACCUGUAGUGAAGCAAUAAGAGUAGUAAAUUAGUGGGUUUAAAGAACGUGUUUGACAGCUGAAAGGUUUCUAGCUCAGAUGUGCAACUUAUUUCUGCUGUUAUGCAUCAGGAAGGCGCGUGUUCUAAAUGACAAAGUUCCCUUUUGUGUUAGCAUUUCAUUUUCAGUGGUUUCCAUAUUUAUCCAGUGUUAUUAUUAACACUCUGUUGUUGUUUAAACUGUUAUGGGAGCUUCGACUUUUGCAGUGCAUUAUGACACUUGUAGUAUUAGUCAGAGCUUUAGUGCAUUAUUAUUAUUAUUAUUAUUUUUCAAACAGGCCUUGUAGUUGACACGUCAGAUAUAGUUGUUCUUGGUCGCCUUUUUCAUGUGUUCUUUUUGGGUAGAAACACUGAGGAAACAGCACAUUUAAACGCCAAAGGCUGGCUGUUGAAAUAUUCCCAGAGUUGAUGACAAAUCUAGUUUUAAUAAAUCUCUAGGCCAGUAGCUUGGCUAAUGAACUUAGUAAUUACUCAUCAGUGGUUGGGAGAGUUUGGGCUGCGGUGGCUGCUGGGAGCCACAGCAACAGCACAACAGGCAACGAUCAACACAGUAUCUGCACAACAAUCAAUCACGCUGUCAGCCUCGCAAUGCUCACUGUAAUUUGCCGCUGUUCCUCAGAAAUGAGUACACCUUGUAAGAUGUAGCUAACGCCACAUUCCCAAACACCUCGCAGCCCGAUAUGUUUAAGCCAAUGAGACUGGAGCACAAUGAUUUAUCACACCGCCUUCGUGAGAAAAAAAAAAAAAAUCUUUAAAUAGCAAAGUGUUUCCAUCCAGGCCUGAAGUCACUUUGGAGUACAGUGCAAUGGAUGGAUGAAUGUGGCUUUCAGUUUAUAGUCCAGUGGUUUUUGUUAUUUGUUUGUUUUCCGCUGAAAUAUCAGUCAGAGAUUUCUGAAUGAGUUUAAGGCUCCAUUACGUCCCUGUAGCUCCACAAGUAUUCACAUUAUACGAAACAAUGCACACACUCGGACGGUUACAGUGCGUAAAAACCAGCGACGAUCAUGCUGCAGAUUGCUUUGAAAUCAACUCAUCAUUCAACCCUCAAUUUACAUCGUCGCGUCUGAAAGUGUUGUUGCUAGUGAAUACUUGCCUCACAACUUUUUUCUCACAACACUUUUCAUGAUGAAAAUCUUUGAUUGUACAUUAAAUAUCAUGCCAAAUAUCUUUGACAUGAUAUUGAUAUAGCUCUUGAAGUACUGACUAGACGGUUGUAGUACCUAUUUUAUUACUCAUCUAUUACUGUCAUUUUUCUUUAAAAUUUUUAUGACUAUAUUCGACCUCUUUUUUGCUUCAAAAUAUUCUGCUGACAGCCCAUUAAGAAUGUUUUCUACUUACUUGCUUUACUACUAGUACUUAAAUUUUAUCUGAUCACAACUUACCGCCCAAAUAUUUCAAUUUCUCAUACACUUGAUCAAAAUAACCAAUUUUUUCAUCAAUAAAGUUGUCUGUUAUCUGUUUAUCCCCAGUUUGCUUUAUUUCUUUUGCCUUAGUUUUAGACUGCUUUUGAUUUAAAUGUUGACAUCUAUUUGAAAACCCAAAACUAAAAGACAAGGUAAUUGAUUUGGUUUAAUGGUGGGAGCAAAUGUGUUUUUAUUUUAAAUAGAACCUCCACUAAAGGAGCUCAUAUCAUGAUUUAAAAACACAGCAUGCUGUCACAUUCCCCCCUCACUCUGCCUGAAGGAACCUCCCAAAUGGGAGACUGUCUGUCUGACUCUCUGUCAAAUUGCAACAAGUUCCGCAAUACAAUAAUUAUUUUGUCUCACGGUAAGAAUAUUGAUAGCAAUUGCUCUGGUGAAAUUACCUUACCCAUGGGCUGGUUACUUAGCAGCAUUCCAUUGUUGUCAAAGCUAUAUCACAUGGUGACCCUAAAACAAAAUGUUGAACUAAGUAGAUAUUCUGUCCCUACAGUCACCACUGAGGUCUACUCAUCUGUUGUCCCAUUAUCAAUAUUUCCUGAAAAUCUCACUUGAAUACAUGCAGAACUUUUCCAACUUAUUUUGCUGACAGACACUGUCAAUAACAUAGCCUUCUUGGCAAAGGUGGGCUGGACAACUGUAACAUCACAUUGGGUCUCCGACCUCUCCAAGGUUGCCCUGUCAAAAAUUCUAACAUCAGUAGUGUGCAGCUGACAUUUGUUACUUCCAAGGACCAUUCCAAAUAUGCAGAGAAUUAUGGGUUGAAUGAUGAAUGACUUGAGCUUUGAGGAAUUUUUAGGGCAUUUAUUCAGUAGUCUUUUCAUUGUAGAGGGUUACUGGUAAAUGUGGCUGAGUUUUCAUUUCUAUUGACACCGUUUACACCAUUUGUGAUAGUCUACAAAUGGAGCGGCGUCCAUGUAUCAGCGAGAAUGAUAAUGCGGCCGCGCGUGUGCUGAAGACGUCUGAUAUUUAAAUACGACUCAGAACACUUGGUGAAUAAUGCUGCAGCAUUCACAGAUGCUCCUCUUUGCCGAGCGCUAAAUCAUGCUUCUUAAUUCCCAGAGCCACAUCUCAAUCAAACUCCUUGCUAAUUUGAGAGCCACCCUCAUUUCAUUUUAAGCGAUUCGUUUUUGGCAAAUUUGUAAAUGGCCCCGAUGUGUUCCACAAUUUAGUCAAUUACUGUUUGAGCCAGCAGGACUCCGGGGAGCAGGAACACACAUCGCCUGGAGGUGCCAUCUCAAUAAUUGUUUCAGAAAAGUUGGGAAUGGAUUGCUAACGCUCUGCUCCACUUAUUGAAAUGUCAAUUUCAGCCGAGACCCUUUUACUUCUCUCUCACACACACACACUUUUUCUGACAUGACUGUUUCACCAGUGUGUCUGGACUCGGGCAGAGUUUAUAAUACAUCCACAAUGCAGAGAUGACAUUCUUAAGAUAUGUGUGCAGCUCAACAAAAUAGUGAAAGCAACCUAUUGAGAUCUUCCCUAUCUAACUCAGCUCAGAAGAUUUUAAGCAGUCAGUCUGGUGCCUCUUGUAUCGCACUCUCUGGUCUUCCACCUAGUGGACACAAUAGAUUUUUUUUUUUUCAAUCUAUGACCAAACCAUGUCCUUUUCAAAUGGCGAUAAUGUUACUCUUCCUCUCUGUAAUAGUUGCCACAAACCUCUUAAACUGCUCCAUUGUGAUGUUUAUUAUCGGCUAUUGACUGAGAUACGACAAGAGGGCAAGCUGUUCAAUCUGGGGCCAACCCAUCCUCAUGUCCACGGCGUAAUAUACUGACUUUGAGAAAGUGGACUUUUGUGUCCUAUGCUGACGCCAAAGGCAGCCUACUGAGUUGCAUGUUGAUGCAACACACUCCUUGCUAUAUCUGACCUCUGACAUAACACGUAAACGUUUAAAUAGCAACUGACACAAUGUACUUUACUGAACAAAAGGAAACCAUCCUAAGGCUCACCAAACCCCAACUUUUUUUUUUCUUUUCAACGUGAUGCGACGCCCACAGCAUCAGGAUAUGAUGGGGAAAGAGGCGCGUCAGUUGAAGACACAUAGACAUCAACAUGCAAUGCUGAUGGCUGCUUUUGAAGCAGUUUUGGAACAUUUUUGGAACAACAUUUGGAACAUUUUAUACCGAUACGUUUAUUUACACUUUACUUACUGUAUAUCUCUGGAGUUUAAAUAAAAUACAUUAUUUUUAUUUUAUGAUAUUUAGACAUGGUUUUAUCAAGUGCUUUUUUCCUUUAGUCAUUUUGAUGAAUAUGACUUUUAUCUGGUUCUGCUGCUGGUGGGACUUUUCUAUAACAAAUGAAUUUCUUGCAAUGAUGUCAUUUCACAAGGUUUCGGUUUCUUUACGUGUAAGUAGAUUAGAUUUGGUUCUUGAUCACAAAUGAAAUGAAGAGUAAUGAAUCAGAUCAAUUCCUUGAAUGCUCGGGGAAAGGUGGGCCCCAAGAUCAAAAAGGUUAAGAACCCCUGCUCUAGCACCAGCCCUGACGAGAAACGUGCCCCUUUUUCUGGAGCCUACUUUUUUUUCCUUAUUCUUGAACUCUAAAGACAAUUACUCCCUCAACAAUCUCAUCUCGUUUUUAGCCGCAGUUGUGUGACCGGAAGUAAUAGAAAUGAAUGGGGAAAUCUUCAGAAGUUUUUAGAUCCAAAUGAACUGAUCCAACAGCAACAAAAGAAUCUCGGUGAUGGUGAAUUGUCAUCGAAACUGUGACACCAAGCAGUUUAAUAAAUGUUCCCUGCCAUGUUUGAAAUCUGCCCUUCUCCUGUUAAGAACCAUGGCCUCAGCUUUAGAGAGGCCAGAAUCUAGAUGCCAUGACAAUGGAUUAAACCACCAGGGUAUUUAACAGACACAUCUCGCGGGCAACAUACUGACCCUUGGUUUUUAUUGAUUUGACAUCUUUCCCUUUUUUGUCAUAUUGUAAAUUAACAUGUGAUCUCAUCCGCACUGUCACCUGCCGUCUUGUUGGAUUAUUAAUUAAUUUGAUAGCAUUAAUCCACAUUAGCUUUUGAUGGGCACUAAUUAAGAUGAGAGUUCUUCUUUAUAAAACAGAACGCCGUGACCCACCCGACCUCAAUUAAUGAAGUUAUUAUCUGUUGAACAGUCCUGAUAAGAGAAAGCAGCGGGCCUUUUUUAUUUGGCUGUGCCCACAUGUCCUCCGGGCCAAUUAACCUGUGACGAGUCUGAUGGCUGAUAAUUAGUGAUGGGACACAAGAUGCGGAGGAGAGCACACGACGCACAACGCCGUCUCGCUUUGUUAAAGAUGUAACGCAUUUUUUAAGACAAGCUUCAUGGGAGUUACCUUCACGAUCAAUAUACAACAUUCAUUUGCCAACAGCUGAACAUUAUUGUCGUUCGAACUAACUAUACAGUAUGAGAAUUUGUUGGGAGCUGCUGCACUAUGAUGAUGCGAUCCUCCAAUGCACUGCUUACCUUCCUGAUGUGUGUCAUGCUCUUGUAUGGUCUUCCAGUUCUCACAGCAAACAGUCAGAUGAAUUCAUGAACCGACAUUCAAAUUCCUCUUUAUUUAGUCCGAAGACAUGGAGGCCGGUAUCCCAAAAAUAAAAGGAUCUGUCCGAGGUCUGUCUUGUGAAUGUUAGCUGUGACAAGUGUCCAAGUAAAGAUGGUGAAUAAAAGCAUGAAAACCGUUUAAGUUCAAAUUGAAUUUUAUGUAGAAACAAAGGAGUGAUAAAUGUCAGUGUAAAGCUUUUUGAUUCAGUUAAUGAAACUGGGUGCCUUCUUAUAGAGCACCAGAUGAUGAUUAUUGUUGUUUUUAUGAGUCUCAGUUUUUUUUUCAUUAUUUUUGAAUGCCGGUAAAAGUGUAAUGCUUAAGAUAGACAAGCCAAAUUUUUGUUUGGCUCCUUGGUAUCCAUAAGCACACGUGAAAAUGUUUUUAUUUUUCUUUAUUGCUCCUAAAUCCAAACACACAUUCACGGUGGAUACACUUGAUGAAGACUGCAGGUGUGAUUUUACUCCCAAAUAACCAGAUGUGUGUUUCACUGAUGCUUCAGUGCAGCAGCUUUAAACAAACUUUGCUGUGCUGUGUGUAUUACUGUCAGUGUUGAUAGGAGAAAAUAAGCGUGCAGCGGGUCAGCUGCCUACGUCGGUUCCCAUUACUGGACGGGUAAUUCCGCACUUCUGUGUCUAAGACCUUCAGCUCUUUCCUAUAAUUAACUUUUGCCUGAGCCCAUCAGGUUCCAUUCCAGUCUUGAUGUGUCCGCGGCCACUGUUUGAUGCAGCCAGCUUGCCAUUCAGUAUGUAUUAAGCUGUCAAAGUGGGCCGCUCUCCCAAGCUGCUUGUCUUCGCUAAACAACCCGGCCUAUUAACUCCUAUUGACUGUGACACACAUGUCCCUCCAAAAUGAGCGGCUCCGUAUUGAUUUUUCCUCAGCGCGGCUCACUUCCCCCUUUCAUGCCGCCAAGGGUGAGAUCUUUAUCCUGACUGAUUGUGGAUGUUCAUCGUAUCACGGUGCCGCAGUGCAAUUGCCAUUUGAGUGCUGCUCGCCCCCCCCUCCCUCCCGCGUGUCAUGGCUACUUGUGUGCGGUGGAGACAAUUAAAAGGCCGGACUCCCUCGUGUCCUCUCGAACAGUGUGGGUCAAAUGGAGCUGUAGACCUUCAACCCGGCCCUCCAGCUUAAUACAGCAACACAACAUAAGACAUAGGACAUGACAGGCGGCUCUUCUCCCCCCCUGCAUACACCGCGUACCGAUCAAUGCACCUGAAUAGACGAGAGCCGUAUCCUUUCCUCGGCGCUCGCUCUAACUGCUCUCAGUGAAAUCAACUCUGACAGCAAAUAUCGACGUCAUAUCAAGCGCCGCCAUGGAGAGAAAAAUGAUUAUCUGCUGGUGAAAUCUGUUAUUGACACGCACUGGAAUAGCCUCCUGUCGCCGAGGGAUUUAUCGAUACAGUUUAUAGUAUAUAAAUAUUUAUCUAAUAUGUGUCUGAGAUGGAUUCGUUCCCGGAAUAGAGCGGGUUUGUCUGGUCUGGUCUAUAAAGGACCGUCUUGUUCCUUCAGCCGUGACUCGAGCUGGAUUCCGUUUUUACAGGGAGCGCCAAAUUGCCUUUGCUCUUACGAUGCUGUCCUGAAGUUAAUAGUAAAACAUGUUGUAAUUACAUUUUAUUACCUCGCGCUCAAGAAAUUCCGAGUGGCUUCACUGCGUCACGCAUGUGUAUGCUUUUCCAGUCAUCUGGAAGGAGGCACUAGGAACAUACUUUUCAAACAACUUUCAAACAAAGGAGAUGUUUGUUGUUAUACAUAUUGUAUUACAGUUUAGAACAACAUGCUUCAAUGGCGUUUCUGAAGAAACUCUCUGAAAUCAAGAUCAAGUAUGAACAAGAAAAUUUACUUAAGCAGUGUGAAAACAGAGCGCGCGCUACCUGUAUGUCUGGGUUAAGAAAGAAACCAUAGUGGAGUGUGGCUUGUCCCCGUUGUAUAGGGUAACAGGCAGUGGACCAGAUGCCAGUUUAAAGCAUUGGUGUGCAAUUACUGGUACUCACAGUAGGGCCCACAUAAUGUACCGUGACUGCUAGAGCAGGCCGAAAGUUGGAAGAGCCGAAGAAGUAGUCUCAUAUAAAUAUAAAUCUAACUAAAUAUUUGAUAUAAUUUUUGAUGAAAAGAUUGAAAAUUGGUAGUCUCCAACUAUUCAAAGCCUUUAUUACAAGGUUUUUAUUUUAAGGGACAGCAAAUACUGUUAAAAUCAGUGUUACUAAUUAAAUUAUAAGUUUAAAAUAAUCACUUUUCAAUAUAGCUAUUAAUAGCUAUCAGGAAAUCAGACGUACAAUUAGGGGUAAUUAUAUAACGUAUAUGUUGAGUUAUGUGUAUAGUACUAUUAGGUGUAAAAUAUGAAAAAAUGUACAAUUUAUUUUGUAGUUUUUCUCUGACCUCAUGAGUGCAUGUGGCCCCUGCCUUGGUCUGAGACAUCAAGCUUUGUGACUAUGCUACAUGCAACGAAACAAAAGUCUUACUUUGCUACGGACCUAUUUACCCCCACAAGCCUUGGUCUGGGUGUAAAGGGAUCUAGUACAUCCAUAUACUGUAUAGCUCCUUCCCACAUCCCUUCUGUCCCUUUAAAUUACAAAUAAACAGACGUCUAACUGACAAAUUUCAAAUGACUUCCAAAACCAUCUGUGCUAUUGUCCUUCAGCUUCUUACCUUUGCAUUUUUAUUGAUCGCUGUCUUGUCACCUCUUAACUCGCGUUGACCCUUGUCUGACCCUCAAAUUUCACAGAGACUCUUUCCACCUUUUGCAGUAAAUUCACCAACACAAACGUUACGAGGACUCAGUCAGUGUUAACUUUGGAAGCAGAAUAUUUAACGUAGAAGGCCACUUGUGACAUGUUAUUGAUUUGUACUGCCUUUUCUCCCUGCGUGAUGCGCGGCGGCGAACAUGACUGGCUGUCUCAGGUCGAAGGCUGCUGUCCCCACCGUGUCUCCAUUACACUCAGUUUGCUGACUUAUUGACCAGCUCUCGUGCUCGUCACUCAACACAGGAGUAGUUUGCGGUGAUUGAUACCAGCGCGGCUCUAAAACCUCUUCUCGCCGCCCGUCCCUCGCCUCUCCUGAUCCUCUCUGCUCCUGUAAAGCCAGCAGUGAGUUUCAUUAAUGGUCUCUGCUGUUUAUGACACCAUAAUUAGAGUUGAGGAAAAGGCACCUAACUACCACAGUUCCACCAUACUGAGAAAGUCAAUAAUGCAAGCCCAACAACUUCUCACACAAUUGAGCCCCCUGGAAAAUCUAUAUGCUCGGCUGCUCGCCGCCUUUAUGCUUGUGUUUGAGGAGAAGCUCUCUGAUUUGUUGCUGUUCUGUCCUCCACUUUUAACUAAUCCACUGGAAUUGAUCACUCACACCAACGAUAUAAUUUAGCCUCCCACAGCCUCCGCAGAUGUGAGGGAUGUUUCCGCUGCGUGUGACAGUGUUGGCUACAGCAUGUGGGGCCGUUUACUGCUUCAUAAUUUGUUUUGUGUUUCCCCUCAUGUACAUGGAGCCUCGGCUGAAACAGAAUGACCGCUACGUCCAAAUUGUUUGUGCUGCUGCGCUGGUCACCGGGGAGCGAACGUGAGAUUGCUUUCCCUGAAAAUAAUUCUACCAGGUGGCCUGUUGGGCUUUUCCCCGUGUCUGCCUGGCUGUUGCGCGCACACAAAGAGGAGUUGUUUAAAUACAAACAAAUACAUUAUUUUUCUCAUCUGUCUGUUUAAUUAAAGAAGAAAAAAACUGCUCCUGUGGUGAGAAGAAAAGCAGUGUUGGCUGAAGGAAGGCAUCACAGUGAACAAAGGGAAGCAAAACGCUGAUCUGCGUUGUGCUGGAUUAAAUGGCAUAAUUUUUCUUCCAUUUAUUAUUGUUAUUUUUUUCAUAUUUGAGUUGUGGCGUUUUCAGUUUUUUUCAAGCACAUAAAACAAGACCUGCUUUUGUGGAUUUUAGUGUAGAAAUAAAACUGUGAUUGUGAGUGUACAUGACGCCCAUCUACACAUUAUUUCUGAAUAAAUUACCUUUGUGCUGCUGGUUAAAGUACAACUCAUUGUCAUGUGCACAUGUUGUUUGCAAACUGAAGUGUAGUCUUAAUGCUGAAACUGAUUUUGUUUGAAAAUCUUGAACUGAAAGCUUGCUUCUGUAUUUUUAACAGGCCGGGAGGAAAAAGCUCUCUCUCCCAGUGUUGGAGAAACUCCUUUGUAAGGUUGUAAAAUGACAUGUAGUUAAGCCUGGCAGUAGUUUGAACAAAAUACACUUCUAAUCCUGGAGAGAAAAUUACCAUUAAAAAGAGUAUCUUGAGGAUGUACUUCUACUGCAAUAUAGGCAUUUAACUCAGCAUGAAAAAUAAAUAUAUAUGUACACAACAGUCAAUAUACUACAUCAUAUGCAUGCUCAAAUAUAUCCAUGGUUGGGGGCGACUAGUAUGAAUUGCCUAAUGCAUUGAAUAUGAAUGUAAUUCAGUUACCAGCAGCAGAUUGACGUUGGAUUAUGCAGUUUAAGUCCUUAUCCACAAUGCACCGUGGUUAUAAGAACUAAAUUAUUACAUGUCAAUCCAGAGCAGCCACUCACGUUGUAUGUUUUGGUUUUACAUAAAUAAAUUUGGAAUGACCUCACUGAUAAUUAUUAAAUUACAUUGAAUUGAUAUUAAAAUACUGUGAAAUUUGAUCCCAACAAGAAGCUUAAGUAUUUGCCAACAAAGAAUGUUCUCAUGAGGUAGCUCAACCUGUGAAAAACCAUGGGGUCCAUCUUUGUUUAUGUAUUUAUUUACUUGAAUGACUGUACCUGUCAAAACCGUAUUCAGUGGUUACAUUGUUAUAGUUGUCCGAACAUAUUUACUUUGAAGAGUUUGACGUGCUACAAAAGAAUACUUUCCUUUAUUUCUUUUUGAAAUGUGUAAUUGUGUUUUCAUGUACAGUAUUUAUUUAUUUUUUAUUUUCAUUAUUCUUAUUUCCAUUCCAUGUACUAUAUGUAAUGUGACAUAGCUCAGAUGGUAGCGUGGUCGGCCCUUGUCUGAGAGGUGGUGUUGCAGCCCACUGCUUCAGUGUGUGAAUCGGUGACUUAGUGUAAAGCCCUGUGGUUACUGAAUAAGCAUGGAAAGUGCUAUAUAAGCAAGAGCCAUUUACCAUUUACAUCGGUUUAUACUAGAAAAAAAAAAUAAUGAUGAGAUAAUGAUUGACGGGUUGACAGGAUCGUGGACGAUGUUCAAAUACUCUCUAAUUCCAAGAUGGCUGCCUGAGCCUUGUUGUGGUGCUUAAGGCACCUGUGUUUAAUCCUCACGCUGAAGCGAGAACACAAAGGUAAAUUUGGCCGCUCUAACUAGGCCUAGCAAACAUGUUGUGAUGACAGCAGUGUAAUGACUUUGGUGACAGAAUACAGGAGUGUAAUCACAACUAAAUGUCAGACACCAUAAGGCCGCGGUGCAUAAUGGCUCCAGAUUGAUGCUGCCUCUUGUCUUAAUUAACCAAAACACGCUUUGUUUAAAAGGUAUUGAUUGUGGUUUGAGAAUACAGCCAGACAUCCAAGGCAGAAGAGAAGAGCGGUGAUUGACUUGUUAGAGGCGUGAGAGGUUAAGUAAGCGUCACUUAUGACAGUUACACCUCUCAGGUGCAGACUAUUAAUCAAAGUCUAGAAGUGCUGAGUCGCCUCUUUGAGAGCGGCUCGUCUGGCAGGAGAGGAACCGGUGCCGGUGGCCCGGACGAAGGAAAGUUAUCUGUCAUGAAUAAACCAGACGCACCAGAGACUGGAGCGGAGCGACGCCUUCCCCCCGGAGACCCCGCACCCUCUGGACGCCCUCACAGGGAGAUUAAAUGUUAGCUCCAACAUGUGCUUGUGUAAAUGUAAACCUGACUUGCCUGGUAUCGGGUCACCCCGACAGGAAACCUAACCUCUGUGACUGAAUGAACCGGUAUCAUAAUUAAAUCAUCACUGCUUCGCUUCGCCUCUGCCGGCAACUCUAACCACUGCAGGAGAGACGAUGACUGAGCUGAAGGAUCCAUCUCAGCCGCCCCCCUCUCCCCUCCCGUCGCCCCCCUCAUCUGUAUAUCUGUAUGUUAGUUUCUUACUUACUCUUGCAUUAUUCUCACUUACUUUUAAAUGCAGCCUGAGAAGCUCGGAAUAAGGGCAAUAGCUUGUCCGGCCUCUCAGGUGAAUGAACUCUGACGUGCCUGGCCCGGUGCCGUCAUGUUUGUUUUCCUGGCAGCUCUGUUACCUUAAUGCCUAGUAGCUUGUUGCAAUGCAUGUGUAAUGACUGUGGAGCUAUUGGAGCUUAUCCCGUUGACCAGGGGAUAUUAAAGAGGCUAGUUACAGAGGCCAGACUUUAAUUUGACCUCGGCCUGCCCUCUUCUCCGGUGAGGUGGCUCAGAGUAGCAGGCCGGUGGUUUGGGCGCUCUGUGAUGAAUGACUUUAUUUGCCGGGCAGAUUGUUACAGUUCCACACUAAUUGAAAGGUCAAGACAAGGAGCAAAUGUGGUAAUUGAAGCACUUGAUUGUGGCGAUUGAGCUCAGCACAGCUCUUUUGACCUCAGAGCGGUUUGUCGGCACUGAAGUCUGCAACUAUUCCAUUUAGUUGUCGGACAGAAAAAACCCUGCUCUUUGGAGCAGCUCUGUUGAGGACACCCAUUUAAAGCAAGUAUUCCACUUUUUAAUUCAAAGUUCGGCCUGUUCAGUCCAGUCAAACAGAACUCUGGAGCCAAGGAGCUGCAGGUCGAAGGACCAGUUUGAUUUAGCUUUGCUUUUGUCCGACAAUGUGGACAUCAGCUAUGUAAAAAAAGGGCCUUGAACAUUUCUUUAAUUUCUCUAAAAGGCUUCUGGACUCCAGUUUUCUGUUUUCUACAAUGGAUUUACCCAACUCGUUUUGAAAUAUCAAUCUUAAAGUUAAUGCUAAAGUUAUGAAAUAUAAUUAAUAAAUACAAGUAAUUGCUAUUGUGAAUCUUGAGAAUGUUUUCUUCAGUUGAAACAUCAAUAAAUAAAUGACCCUUCAGCGCAGCACAGUCAGUAGCAAGUAGUUCUCCUUCAUCUAUCAUGUUUGUUUAACACACACAGUGUCCUCGGUUUUUUUGCACCAUUGUCAGUAAAUUAUUUUCUUGGCUACUGAAAUGUUCUCGAGGCAGCGCUAGUCGUCAUUUGACAACUGAUCCCGUCUGAUAUGUUUACCUUUUUUAAAUUACAGACAACAAAAAAGAACACACAUAACAAAAAUAAAAAAUUCGGAAGUGAUGUCACUAUUGAAUGUGUUUUUGGAAAACUUUUUCCAACAAGAUGUGUAUUGAACACACAAACAAGCAGCAUAUAAAGUAUAUUCACAUUGAAGCGCGAGCGAAAACAUUAGCUACGUUCUUAGAUGUGAAGUGUUUUGAAAGCGUUCGAUAAAUGCCUGCACUUUAAUGUAAAUACGCUUUGCUGUUUGUUUGUUUUCUGCUUCCAAUAUAAAGCUUGCUGUUAAUAGCUUUGGAAAAUGACAUUGUCGCUGAAUAGUGACGUCACCAGGAAAGCAAUGUGCCAUGAACAAACUUCAGUGUUUUUUUUUACUUUGUUAUGGAUGUAUUUUAACUGCGAGCUGCAACAGAUGCGUUCUGCUGAUCUUAGUCUGUAAAUGAAAAAGGUCUACGUAUCGCAGCUGUAGAAAGGGUCGGUUGCCCCACCUCAAGAAAAUUUCAGUAACUGAGAAAAUAAUUUACAGGCACUAGUAUUGACUAACAAUAUUUAUUUAUAUAUUUUUUGGGUCACCAGUACUCAUUGUGGACAUUCUUGCAGCCUGAAGUAUAUAUAUAUAUUUGGAUGUGCUAAUUAUGAGGGCGAAACAAAAGUUUUAAAGACACUGUAUCCGGUAGUGCGACUGAUGUUGGACGAAGCGAGUGGAAUGUUUUGAGUCAUCAGCUUGGUCUCACCUAUCCACUCCUGUGUCCACCUUUAACAGGGUCAAUGAUCCUCAAUAGUUGUCCCUGUCUUCUCCCUGACCUGUUUUUUUGUCUAUACUUCCUGUCACAUGUGACUUUAAAUUUGGUAAAUUUAACUUGAGAAUAUCAGUGUUAAUAUGUUUAAAGGCAUAAUAUAUCAGUUAAAUGUGGACGUUAUUAGUUGCAUUAAAAAAAAUAAAAAAAAACUUUUUUUAUUGUGUUAAACUGCUUUAGUGUACAUUAUAUAAAUGGACUCUGAGCUCUCAGGACAGAAUUGUUCUGCUCUGAGGUAAACCAUUAUCCAUUGUGUACUGAGUGUUGCCCUUUGUGCCUUUACCGGUUGAUAUUUUUUGGCUGAGGCUCACACUGAUGUUGUGGGGUUUUUUUCAGACUGGGGCUUCCUGUGUUACUAGAUGGAGUUUAAUGGAUCUGUUGGCCUUUGCAUUUGCUUUGGUCCUGUAGCAGUCGCUCAGCUGAGACUUUGGCUGAACACCAUCCAUUUACACCUAAUGGCUGCUGCCUUCGUACGUGUUGAGUUGUGAACAACACGGCUGGCACGUGUGUGGGAGAGUUGAUCGAAAGCGCGUGUGUGUGUGAAAAGCUACAAGGACAAAUGCAUUCUGCAUUUAAUGAGUGUGGGCCAAAGGGAACGCAGGUAGUUAAAACUGAGAGUUGGCGAGACUAUUUUGUCCCUUGCUACCUGACUCUUCCGUUGCACCUUUACACUGCAACAUGCCACUAAACUACUCUGAUGGUCUCGCAGGACAGAUGUGGAGGCUACGGCGUGGCGCGAAUGGAAUUGAUGGAGCACAUUAAACUCUGGGCUUCAUCCUGCUUAAAUGCUUUUGCACUUUAAAUCUUUUCAGCGAGGAGAGAGAGCAGAUCAGAGAGCGGCUCCUACAUCAAUGAGGCUGUCGUUCCAAAAGCAUCGUUCGUGGAUAUCAAUCAUCCGCAACUUGUGUUUAAUCUAAUCCACUGUUGGAGGAGAACAAAGCUCUGUUUGCUAAGCAGGGCACAGCAACUCCCCCAAGUCUGCUGAAAUAUCUACAGUUUGACGGAGGUGUCAUUGUCUUAAUGCACAAAAAUGUGGAUGUUGUAAUUACCAUUUGCACAAACAAGACAGCAGCUUCAUUGAUAUGCAGCCGCUGAUAAGGUAGGAGCGUGGCAGCCAAACAAUAGCGAAGGCCACCUGGGGUUCGCCCGCACCAGGGACUCGGGACCGUCCUGCCUCCUCAGUCAAUGCGGGGUACCAACAAAAGCGGCCCGUCAUUCACUGCACACAAACGUUUUUAAUUAAUUUUCACUCAGCUCUCCUCGGAAUGCUUGGAUGGGGAUGUUGACCCCAAAGAUCUGCGCGUGAAUGUUUUUCCUCUCAGCCCGGGCUGUCGGAAGGUCAGCAGCGCCGGCUCCUGGGCUUCACAGCCCUGGACAGAGGAAGUGUCACACCAGCUGAGAGCGUGUUAGAGGCCAUACAUGACAUUGUGAAACUGACCUUUUCACACAUAGAUAUUUCUGAUUCACCAUAAGCAACUCAAGCUACUGCUUGCAGGUGGACUGAAUUUGCCUGGAUUGAACCUCACUCUUUGCAUUAGAUCUAUAUGUUAUGCGACCAUUUCUGGCUCUUCGUGCACAUAAGGACCAUGUCAAAAACUAUCACUUUGCUUGCAAGUGCAACUGUGUCCUGGGAACUUUCCUAUUGAUUCAGAGGGCAGCUGAUCACACAAACUUCUAAUUUUCUGUUGUCCACACAUGUUCUACAUCAUUAUGAACUUCAGUAUCUUCCAUCUGCUGGCUACUUUCCAGGUGCAUAGCUCUAAGGUUAAGGACUUAGAAACGACUUUUGCAUGAGCACAGAUCUGUUGGCCCCUUGUCUAAGCGGGAUCAUUCCAGUAUGAUCAUGUUGGAUGAAAUCCUUCCUGAAUCCGAUUAAUCUGCUGUGGAGACACAUGCUCGCCCUCUGUGUGAGGCUUUGGAGGACGAAUGGAAAUGGGACUUUCCUGUGGCGCCCACUGGGCUCAAGAGAAUAAGUGGUCUUAAGGUUCAAUCUAGUCUUAAGGACCCUCCUUUGUCUCCACAGGGGUUGGGAUAGUCUGAUUAACUACUUUGUUGAAAGCAAUAAUGUUUAAUGUGGACUUUAAUGUAGCUAUUUUGUUUCUUCCUUGCUGACACGGGGUGGACAGCGCGGUGAGGAAGUGGUUGGUGCUGCAGCCUCACCUCAAGGAGGACCCUAGCUAAGGUCCAGCGUGUCAAGUCUGUGUCUGCCCGUAGCUGUCCAUUUACCAUGGAUGGGACUUGAAUGGUUUUCUAUGUGUGCUGCAAUAGAAGGAUGACCUUUCCAGGGUGUCCUCCACAUAGCGCCCCUUGAAACUGGGUCCGAGUCCAGCCCUGCAUAAAGAAAAUGUAUUCAUGGAACCCAUAACUGAGGCAUGACUAAUGCGUUUUUUUGCUUUUCAGCUCAGCUCCUUUAUUUAUUUAUUUUCUAAUGCAACUAUUUCUUCUUGUUUUAUCCAACAAUACCACAAAGAAUCACUUUAACAUAGUUCCAGGGUUGUCACUCUUGACCUGCUUUACAUUGAGUCAAAUUUACCAUUCAGAAAAGUUUUUAAACUGAAUUAAUUCAUUAAUUAUUGACUGAAUAAAACUCACAAAAAGUAAAGUUUGAUGUUCACCAUAUGAUGCAUUGCGUUCAACAAUCCAAAUAUUUGGAGCAGCUGUCAAGUCAGUCACAAUUUUGCUGGUAUUUAAGUGAAAUUUGGAAUCCUCUCUCCAGCAACUCGCUGAAAUGUCGUCAAAUCUGGAGCAGAGGAUGCAACAGUGGACCACUUCACUCACAAUGAAUCGAUGUCCCGGAGAGACCGGGAGCCUUUAGUCUUAUGGAAACACUGCCGCAGCCUUCGGCAGCGGCCGGGUAGAUGCUUUCCUUCCUGUCACUCACAUUUGUGGUGAUGGCAAGAGAGGCUCAACGGCUAUUCCCAAACGCUGUGUGUAAGUGUGUUUGAGCCCACUGCCCCAAGCAAGUCUCAUUCCAUAGUGCUGUCACUCCCUGCUUCCUGGCAUCUAUUAACACCCACCAUUAUCAUGCUAAUCUACAUUGUAUGAUUACAUAAAGUAAUUUAUGCACAGUUCUAUUGGCUGCACGCUGAUGUGGCUCCUGUUGUUGAACGCCGUGAGAGAGAAAAAGAACAUCUCAUGACCGUUAGAUUCCAUCUAUUACCUCUUUUAAGCGCCUUGAAUGUUUGCUUCUUCCCUAUUAAGCGCCAGGCACACUUGACGUCCUGCUCGACAAACAGAACUCUCACAGGUUCCCACUCAAAUUCCAAGGUCUCUACCUACUGAGAAAAUAAUAGCCAAACUCUCGUAGUGCGCCGCUUUGUUCGUGAAGAGAUUCGAGAUUUCUCACAACCCUCUUUAGCUCCAUAUCGGAAAUUGCGAGAAUGUGUUUUGUGUUGAAAGCGCCAGGCAGGAGAUGAGCUCUCUUCCUCAUUUAUUCACAGCUAGUGGAGUAAUUAGGAAUGCAGAGGGCUGUUAAAUUAAAACUGAAUUGCACUUAUUAACAUUUUAACUACCAACCCCACCCUCUUUAGACACUAAACAAGGACAGUUUCGGCUCUAAUAUGCCUGAAGAAUCCCGCUGAGGAGACUCUUUAUGCAUCCCUAAAACAAAGGCGUCCUUUAACGUAAGAUCUCCCUUUUGUUUAAACAACCAAGCGUUUAACAUUCAGUGUAAUAUGCCGGGGCGUCCGCCAUGCUGUCAGGAGACACGCCACUGGAGCUUCUCGAACUCUUUGGUUAAUGGAACACUAUUUGUGGUCAGAUUGGAUAGCUAAUGGUGGUCCCUUUGAGGGUAACUCUCCAAAUUAAAUAGCAUGGAUUCACAUCUGUCAGACAAAACCAGGAGGCUCUUUGUAAUCAAUGACCCAAACCAAGAGAGGCUCCACAGGGGGCGCCGCUGCAAUGAUGGCAGCCAGCAUAAGGAGCCACCGGGGACCGAGGCUGCUCACCUGCACUCACAGCCAGGAUGGUGGGCCGGACCAGACGGCGGGAACCUGCGAGGGAGAGCGGCGUCGGGGUUAAUGUACAUUUAUAGAACGGGUCAAACUACUUAAGCCGGCCGCUGAUUUAUAAUGCAGCCGAGCAAUGUGACUAAACUGUAAAGGGAAUUCUUGUUUUUCUGUGCAAACAUUGCCGUCGGUGUUGUGUUAAAAUGUUGAACCCCAUUAAUUUUAUCACUCCCCCUCUCUUGUUUCUCUACGUCUUUAAAUUUUGUUUGGAGGAGAGACUAGCAAGACCUCCCGCUGCUGCGGAGAAUUUCCUCUCGUUGUUAAUUUUCCCUGCUCCAUAUGGCGCCACAGACACUUCACCUGCAGGCUGUAGCAGGCCGCGCGGCAGCCAGCAGACGUCCUCGGGCUCCGGCUGUCAUUUACACAGACCCGUGCAUCUGUCUGAGCCGAGCGCAACGCGAGACGGCGGAGACAGCUUUUCCCUUCACCUCGCAGCCUGAGUCCGGCACCAUCCGCCUGAUGACAGCGCAUCCUUUUUCCGAAAUGCAAAGGUGGCGGCGGGUUAUGAAGAGACACCUGUCACACACGCAAAUGCGCCCUCGCUUGUCAUAGGGAAAAGUCGAGUGGGAAUCCAGCCAAGGCGGCAAUGCCAAGUGAAAGCGCGGGUGUGUGCGUGUGCUUUCAGGGGGCCUAAAGUUUGCCGAUGGCAGAUCCAUGCAAGAAAGGCUUUCAUCCUGGCUUGUCAUUGAUUAGAGAAGGGUCUUUAAUUCCAUUUCACCCCAUGUUGUGAUUCAUUUGCAUGAUGUGUCAGGAGGUAAUGGAGUUUUGCUCCGCGGUUUGCUCUGAAAGUGCCGACGAUCUAAUGUGAUUCCAGCCGCUAGCAAAGAGCGUUCUGAUUUAUAAUGUCUCGAGUGUUUGCUCAUUAUUCCCCUUCUUACUUAUCCUCCUGUUGACUGGGAGAGAAAGUGCAAACACGACACUGUACAACAUUUCAAGCUUGCUUCAAAUUGGCCCUGUGAGUUCACCUGCUGCUUCCACCAAUGAAGAGACUAAAACCAAUUCAAACUCAUUGCAGGAACUCUUUUUCCAGAUUCAUACCUGCUUCACGAAGAAUGAGAUACGAUUGUCACUUCUGAUAUUAUUGCCAAUGCCCGAGCGUGACUACUGACAUAAUAUGUUUACUCUGGUGGCAAUUUUCAGCUGUCACAGUCAUAGCAGCUUCUGUCUUACUCCUCUGCACCUCAUCACUGGGUGCCUUUAUGUUAUUAUGUUUUUCAAACAACAGUGUGACGUUUGGUCGAAGUACAUUAUUAUUUAUUAUUAUGAUACAUACUAAAUUAUAUAAAUUAUUAUAUAUUAUUAUAAUAAAUAAUAACGUAUGACGAUCAAAAUUAUCAUUUAUUAUUAUCAUAAAUAAUAAUGUAUGACAAACCCAAAUUAUUUUUCAAAUGUCUAUCAAGUAUCCUACAUAUAUUUUUCUGAAGGUUGUCUUGUGUAAUCAGCAAGAUUCUGUUGCAAAGCAUCAUGGGACUUGUGGUUUGACUGCUGGUAGUGCUUUUUCAAAGUUGUGGCCGCCAGGUCUUGUUGACCGACUUUAUUGCAACUGUAGGUGGCUGAAAUUCAUGUGAAAUUGUAUCAGGUUGAGGAGUUUUGUCCCCCACUAGAGCCUGUGUGCAUCUGCUGCCUCAAAACAAAGAGAGAAAACUGUCCAAGUCGCUUUCCAAGCUUUGGCCUGAACAAGAGAUAUGAGUAUGAACUUGAGUAUAAAUGCCAUUGUACGAAAUGAAAUUUCCAGAUGAACUGUUGACAUUUACCAUUUCUACUUGCAAAAACAAGAACUCGCUGACCUGCACACUAAUCUUCAUGAGACGAGGAUUGAAGAUGAUUUUUGUGAGCUUCAGGUAAGUUUGGAAUUAAAUUUUGUGAUCACUAGGCAUACUGAAAAAAUAUAUCAAUACUCCAUAAAGUAUACUUGUAGGCUGUGUCCAGAUAUGCAGAUAUGAUACUCACUCAAGCUUGUCUUCUAGUCGAGAUACAGACUGAAGCAGAGAGAAGUCGACCUGCAAGACAACAGAAAGUCUCCUGGAGCUUUCAAAAUGAGGAGAGCUGUGCAGGGUUCCCAUGACUUUUAUUUGAGUUAUUUGCGAAGUAAAAAUGCCAUUUUCUUUUCUAAAAAUCGGAUUUUAUUCUGUUCUAUUGAAUUAUUUAUCUGCCAGUCUAUUUCUGUCAUGUUACUAAAAAAUAUUUUUAUGGUCUUUGUAUUUGUAUGUCAUUUUUUAAAUCCCAAAUUUUAGCAUUGUGACAAGCCACGUUUUUAUUACUUGAUGCUGGCCCAUAAGCCUUACAUUUUAUGUUACACCUGGUCUCAUACAAGGAAUGGGAAAGUUGAACUCCACCGGAGGAAGUGUCACUGAACAGACGAUAAGGAAACUAUUUCACAGUUUAUUUUCACAGGUAAUUCUAGUUGUUUCUGCGUGAUUUAAAUGAGAAGCUAUGGAUUUCCCGUUAAACAGACCCCCAAAUCCUGUCAAUCAACUCAUUUUGAUGCCCGUGAGCGCUGCUCGUCCCUCACCACUGCACCAUGCCCCUCUAUUUUCCAUGAAUCCUAAAAGAUUCCCGCUCACAGGGGUCUCAUUUUCCCAUUAUGUCGGAGAUGAGACGGGAGGUUAGGGGAGGCGGCUAAGGGGCCCAGCUUGGCUCUGGGUUGGUUUUCUUGAGUAAAGUUGGGAAAAAUGUGGUGAUAAAAAUUUGUCCACCUCUGGGGGAGGCCACACUCAGGGUCACAGCUAAAUCUGCGCGCCGCGGGCUCAAGGCCAGCCCAUAAUUCCAAAGGAGACGAGCAGAGAGCUGACCUCAGUGCAGCUGGGGCUGAGCCGCAGCGAUUUGUGUCCACCUGCAGCAUCGUCUCUCGGAUAACAAUGUCGGAGGUGUUUCUCGCUCUCCUCCUUUCUUGUCACGCUCCGUGGAAGCACCUGAACGUCCUUGCGUGCUGACCAUCUCCCAGAACAUCACUAUUCAUCCCUCACAAAAAUCUCGCAUCUGAAAGAAAAAUCCAAUCAAUAUGUCAUCUGUUGAAAAUGAAAGCGCUUGCCUCGCGUGUUUAUCGAUUUUCCAUUAUGACAUUAUUGCAUCAAUGCGCCAUCAUGCUAAUACCUAUUGUGAGCUGCGAUUCACUCGGCUGAUAAAAAUGUAAAUUAAAAUGUUUUAUGGCCCUUAUUAAUCUCAUGUUGAUGUCUCACCAAAUUAAACGAAAAAAGAGUGGGAAAGGCAGGUUGUGCUGCGAAUCCAUCGCUGAAUUAAAAAGGAAAUGAGCAGGGGACACAACCUGCUUUUUUUAUUACGACUGUUAAUGAAAAAAUGUUAUUGACUUGAACAAAUGGAGAAUACACCUGGAAAUGUAUAUUAAAACCCCAUUCCAAUUUCUCUCUCUGUGAACUUGGCAAUUAUAGUUAUUUCAGCGAUGGUGGGGGAUUAAUUCCGCCUGCAGACUGAUAAUGUUAGCCGUGUUAGAAGAAUGGAUAUUGUGUUGGAUGGGGGGUCUCUGGGUAUUUACGUGGAGUGGGAGAGAGCAAAGCUUUAUUUAAUUGAAAGCAUGAAUCAAUAACAGCUCCAGCACUUUGUCAGAAGCCCUGUGCAAAAUGAGCAAGUAAUUUACUGCAGACGCUGGCAGGGUGGAGCGGACGCCUGAUCGAGGCGUGCCAGUGUCCUGAAAUAACGCCUGACGCUGGGUUAUAUUCUAACCGCUGUUGGCUGGAGUGUCACGCGAGGAAUCCACUGCAGUCUGGGCAGAAAAAGAAAAAAAAGUUGAUUCAUUCAAAUUUGAUAUUAAAUAUAAUGCGUUUCAUUGAUCUGCUGGUGGAGCUUUAAAAUGUCUCAGCAAGUUGAAAGAACAUUUGUGUCAAACGUCGAACACACCUUCUGCAUGCUUGCAUACUAACAGAUGGUGUGAUUUUUGACACACAGCCACAGCUAUUUGAAUCCUUCUUUCACCUUUACAUGGUCCAAUUUGUCUCCAAAAUAGGUCAUUCUAUUAAUAAAAAAGUAAAUUUCAUUUCACUUCUACUGGUUUUUCGUGCACCUUUUUUGGGAUCCAAUAGUUCUUAUUAAUUUUUCCUAUUAAUUCUUAUUAAAGCGAGGUAGGAUGCUUGAUAAUAAAAAAAACAUAUUGUUAAUAAGUUUUGUUAUUAAUGACAAUAGAUAUAGUGUUUUAAUAUUAGAUAGCAGAGUUAUCUGAUUUAUAUUUAAUCUGUAUGCAGACGCUUCAAAACAUCAGGAUGAAAGUGCUCCAGUCAAAUCUUACCUGCACAAUGCGCUGGUGGGUGUUUGUACUUGUACAUCCUGAACAUCUUUAGACUUGAAUUGUGAGAAUCCUCCAGAGAACAUCUGUCCGUCUGCUGGCAAAACAACUUGAAAAGUUGUGAAUGAAUUCCAGUGAAAUAAAUAGAAGCGUGCACAAUGAGAGAAAUAGAUUCUUUUAUUUUGUAAGUGACAGGACAGACAGAGUCUUUUGACAGUGAGAUGGAAUGACGGGCUGGUUGGAGACCAGCAGCCUAGCAUGAGCGAAUAUAUUGGACAGUAGCAUUGUAGACAGUCACAGUCUCUGAGGACACUCCAAGUCGAGUGCUGAAGUGAAGGGCUCUUUGGAUUGACUAAGAUGUGUUCACAGUCUGACUCAUACUGUAUGUUCUUGGCUAAAUUUGCUCUUUAUACCAUGUUAUGCAAUGGAAUUAUAUGUAUUGUUGGAAAUAUGACAUUUGAAAAAGCUAGCCGUUGUGCGUCCAAAAUCUUAAAAAAUCUUGUCAAUUAUAAGUUUUGUUAUAAAUGAUGAUAAAGUACCUUUUAAUAUUUGAUGGUAAAAUGCUAUUGUGCGUCCAAAUUAUCAGUUGAAGUGAAAAUACAUUGCGUCACAUGAUAUAGGGGAUUCGCCUUUACAUGAAAUCAUGCUAACUUAUUUCAUUAAACCUUUUUUGUAUUCUUACAUUCUCAGUGCUGAAAAAAUAUUUUUGAAGACAUUUGCUAAGGAGCCACAUAAGAUUUAAUGAAGGGCUACACAUGGCAUUUUAGGCAGGACCUGGUUCUGCAACUGCUGAGCUUCAAAUUACACUGUAAUGGGUUUGUUUUAUAGUAAUAUGUCACAAUAACAGAUACAAGAAGUCCUUUUCACUGUGGAACUGCAAUGCAGUUUUUAUUUUUAUUUUUUUGAAGUAGAAUUCUUAUUGGAUAAAUAUGAAAAUGCACACCACAAUACUAGUUGUGGUGGCCGUAAACAUGGCCGUAACGGUAAAAAAAAGUAUUAUUUAAACUUUUCCCACCCGUUUCUCACAUCUCAUCUCUCUCACUCCACUAUUUUGGAGUGAAAGCAGAAUGCUGAAGGUAAAUGAGUGUGGUGUACUCUGGCAGGCUUCCCAGUAUGUAAAUUCAUCUGCUAAUUCACAACAUGAUUUCAUCUCAACUCCGACGCAAAUGACAAUUUAAUUGAAAAUGAAAUCUCAGAGAGUCUCCAGUGUGCCGCGCCGUAUUUCCAUUUUGUUUUCUUAAACAGGACUUUUUGUUCUUUUUCCGAGCCAUUUCCUAAAAAUAAGGACUGAAACUAGGCGGGUUCAUAAAAAGGCGCGGUGAAAUUAGCAUGAUGCUUGGGCUGCUUGUGCGCGGAACUUAGCCAGCUAUUAACAUUUGUGUAUUUUCAUUAUGCUAAUGGUGUUAGCACAUGCCCACAGAUUGCCACCAGUGGUGCCGUAAUUCUCUCUCGCUGUUCAUAAAGUGUCCGAGUGGGUCAUUUUGAUUAUGACGCGCUAAUUACAUAUUGCAUUCCCUCUCCGCGUUGCUCCCCUCAAACUCCGAGCCAGUCUGUCUUUUAAUGGUGAGCUUUUAUGAGUGGGAAGGAGGGAAAUGGCGGGAAGGAUGUCGGCGUGUGCGUUCCUGACGGCGGUGCUGCAUCCAUGCCUCAGUGCUCCCCUUUAAACUUCCUCAAUUGUGUUUCACAAUAAAUAGAUGCCCAAGCCUUUAACUGCCAGUGUUAGAUUAGAUACCAUUAGAUGUAAUAGAAAAUUCGCCCCCUGUAAUAUUUUCAUAAGAGUUUGAGGCGUUUGAUUAAUCUGACCACAUUUUAUUGCAUUAAUGAUUUUUUUUUUCCCCUCUUCCACUCUGCUGUAAAGACACGGAGCACAGACUAAUGCUGUUGCCUCGCUCCCUCUCUGCUUACUCUCAUUCAUCCUCAGCCGUUAUUGCGAUGCAUUGUUGAUGAGGUGAGUCGGCGUCUUAUGUGCUUUCACUCCUAAAGUCAUUCCUAAUGGAGUGGAAACCUUAUAUUUUGUUUCCUAAUGAAGCACAGGAGUGGCAGACAGCUCCGCUCCAGCCGUCCCGUGGCUGCCUGCAGGUCGGAGCCAUCGGGCCGAGCCACGAUGCUCCGAGGGAAACCAGCGGGGGAGGUCAGACCGGGGCGGCGGGCUGCAGCAGAACUAUGGGCGCGGAUCUAAAUAAAGAAAAAUAGCUGCGGGGGAAAGAGCCCGAUGUGUUAAGUAAAAAUGGGUCGUGGUAUGUUUGUGUACACGAUCGGUACAUCUAGGUUGCGCGUAACACAGCUAAAUGACCCUUGAGUGAGUUUCUUCAUCAUCAGUGAGUCAAAAACAAAAGUGGAUAGCGUCUCUUUUAAACGUGGUGCUCUUGGGAGGAACAUAUUAAAGUGCGUCGACGUCAUUCGUAGCUCGGAUUUGAACCCUCGCUGCUGCUGUGAUGUGGCUUAAAUGUGUUGUGUGUGUGUUAAAUGUGGCUUUUUUUAUAGAGUCAUGGAGUAAUAAAGACCUAGGCCACGAUGGGGUUCCCUCAGAUUUCUCAGUUGAACUAUGAAACAAAGUGUUCAGUGUAGUGACUCUUAAGAGGUCAGAGUUCAAAGGUGAGUAUGGCACUCUCCACUGCACUGUUGCGUAAAUGGCCAAAACAAGGUUGUGUACACCAAACAAUAGGUCCUUCUUAGGUGCUUAAAAUUACCUGGCCAGCUUUGUCUUUCGGUUUUAGUGUACUCCACCAUUGGUAAGAAUUGGAAGGAAAAGUAGAUUGUCACCACUUGUACAAUUUGCAACCUAGGUAUUUGAGGGUGUAUUUCUGCACGUACUAAAACGUGGCCGCUCAAGAUGGAAACAUACAAAGCUAGUUGUUGAAUUAAAUGAUCUGUGUACCACCUGCUGUUUCAGUUUUCAAUGUCCACCCAUCGUCUCUAUUUUCAGUCACAUUUUUUAUGAAGCUUUAUUAUUUGUUUGAGUGCACUUUGCAUAUAUUAGAAAUGAGGCGACCAAGUAGGAGAAAAUACACCAUCAACAGGCUGCAGAGAGAACAGUAUUCCCCAAAGCUCAUGAUACUGGCAGCCACCCAUUCAAUGCCAUUGAGAUGUCAUUGAUCGACUUAGUAAUACAAGUUGUUUUUUGGUUAUUCAGUCAUAACAAAACUGAAAACAUUUUUCACGGUGGAUAUUUCAGUCACAACAAGCAUUUGUUGGGUCAUGACAGAGAGGUAUUGGCAAAGGUAGUGAUGGACUGGUGAUGUUUCAUGAAACAGUGUGCUAAUUGUCAGAGGCCACUAGAGGGCACUGUCUGCGCCACAAUAUUUGACUUUGAACAAACAGUUUUGUUAGAUUACCUGAAUGACAAACCCAGAGCGCCACCUAUAGAGCUCUGAAUAUUAGGACACUGUUUCAUGAAACGUCAUCGACCUAUCACUUGGCAGAAGCAUAUUGCUUAAAAAAAGCCUGCAUUAUGUUUGCCUACCAAAAAUAUAAAUUCACACGUGUCGGCUUCAAAUACAGCUUCACAACCACAGGAUAAAAUGUUUUCAGAUUUAUAUUGUACUCAUUCCAGAAACUAACCCCAAAAACAGACACCUCUUUAACCUCCAGACUCUUUCAAUAUCAUGAACACUUUUUUUUAAAAACAAACCAUAAAGUUUUGUAGCUUGAGAAUAAAAAAAAGGAUUUCAGUCAUUCAAGGGGAGGAAAUAGGGAAGUAGACUGAGAGCUUGGUCAGUAUGGAAGUAGACCUUAGUAGUGAACCUGAGCAGCGCUCAAACUGCCAGGACGGUUUCUGGCUUUUUCAUCAAAGUCAACGUGGUGGGUCUAAUAGAUGUCCUACAAUAUCUGUUAAUACCAGGCAAAUAUGAUGUCUUGUGUUGUGUUUGUCAUUUAGCACCAAGCUAAAGACUCCCAAGCUGCAGGUCACACUGUCUGUUUUUAACAUGCCCACCUGAAAGCACAUAAAUGCUACUUGAUGACUAUUAACUGUCUAUUUUUGUUUUCCUCUAUGAUGGGCUAGCGACUUGUCCAAGAUGCCCAAAGUAACUCUCCCAAGCUGCAACCCAAAGCCACCGUGCUUCAGGAAUAACCCUCUCUCAUCCUUGACUCUAACAAUACUUGAUCCUAUCCUGCCGCAUGACUGCGCUCCGUGACAUAUUUGGGAUGGGAAAGAAUGAAAGCCGAGUGUGAAAAUGAUCUUUAUUCCUGCUCUCACUUUAAUCAGACUCUGCAGGCAACGAUCGCUUCUAUUCUGAGCGGCGGCUGCACAGCAAGGUCACUUUUGAAACAAAAUGUCUCCUCCUCUAUGUAGGUCAGCGCACAUUCCGUCUCACAAACUUCCCUCCUUGCCGCUUAUAAUUAAACACACACAAUUAUCCUAAAUUUAAUAGGAUUUCAGACGCAGGCUUUUAUUUAAGAGGUAAUGAAUAAUAUUUUAAUUGCAUAUGUAACUGUGAGAUGUGCUUGUGUUUUCAUGUUUAAUUACUUUGCCACUUCUUUCCUCUGUGAUUUUCCUUGCGUCUCAGAAUGCGAUCAAUAGAAGUAUUCCGCCGUCACUAAUUGAGGAAUAAUCCAGUGGGGUUAACACACUGCGCUGCCUUUUAACAUACGGCCGACGUCCCAUUGUAUGUGGAGGUCUGUGAUUAACGGCGUAAUGCGUGUCAGGGAAGUAGUUUGACCUCUGAACUGAUCAUUACUCAGCACAGCGGCAUCACUCAAACGCGCAUCUCUUCCUGUCUUGUCCCCUGAGGGACUCGCCGAGCACCCACUGUAUCCUCAUUUGCAUUCGGCUGACCGAGGUCUCAGUAUGGAUGAUUUACCGCUGGCUUUCAGGCUGUCUCAAUGAGGGACAUGAGAUUUAAAUGCUGUUUGAAGUGUCACAGUUUUCCCCAACCAAACCAUGCUUGCUCUGCAGUUAGUUCCAACAACCAGGUCUCCAAAAACUCUUCGCAUUCCUUUUAUUAUGACUAUGAUGCCAAAGGCUCUUUUUCCCAGGACGGUCUUGAGAAUGAGACUGGGUUGAGACUCUCAGAGCUUAGAGUGUUUCAUAUGGCUGUAGUUGGAGUGUUAAGAUGUGGUUGUGAGUGAAGGAAGCAAAUGUUUGUGAAGCACCAAUAUGAGAUGUAUUGAGGUAGUUGGGAUGGUCGGGGCUUCGCAGUGAAUAGCAAUUGAAUCACGGUUUUCACCAAAAGUGAUCACUUACUGGGCUUUAGAUUGUGACCAAAUCUUUUUUUUUUUCCAAUCACAUUUGGAGAUGCUGCAACAAAAUGACAAACACACAACCACAGUGAGACCUGUCAGUCAUUGCUGUGUGACCUGCCCCCGUCUGAGGUUAUGUGUCAGUAGGCUGCUGUUUCAAUGAGCGGUGGCUGGGAGGAAGUAGAUAUACACUACUACACUACUCCUGCUAAACACUGUAAUAGUUUCUAUUGAGUUGCACUUUGUGACUGAACUCUGUAACUGCAUAUUCAUUCUGUUAGUCCUUGCUAAAGUAGUUUUAUGGAUUUAUCUAUUGCUAUUUAUUUUCAUUGAAUGACGCUAAAUCUUUUUUUUAUUUCACUAAAGCAAUAAAAAUAUCGAUAUUUUUGAAAAUGCCAUGAAAAAUUAUGAUUGCUAUAUUAUUCAAAUAAAUAAAUCAUGAUCAAGUUCAAGAUUCAGGGCCAAGUGAGGAGCUCCAGUCCUGGUCGUCUGCUCCUCCUGUGAAGGAGGGUGCCUGUGCCUCAUGUCUUAAUUCAGGACUGCAGUUUUUAAGGGUCGGCAAGGUUUGUUUGUUUUUUUUAAUCUGAUGCAGCUGACUUUAUAAAACCAUGUUGAUUGCUUCCUCCGGGGAAAUAUUCAGAGUCUUUAUCUGACUUGGCAAAACAGACAAACAAGUCCCAGUCCAAUAAAUGAGAAACAUCUUUUAUGGACUUUCGCUUUAUUUACUUAUUCUCUCACUUCGACAAAUGACAUGUACUUACUCCAGAAUGGGAAUUGCUCUUUUCACGUCCAGUAAUGUCUUGGCUGGGCUGUGUAAUUCACCCUCUCUGUAUUAUAAUGGCCCUGUGAAUGUCUGCUUUUGGACGCAGCGCUGGACAGAUUGUUUGGACUCUCUGGAUGGAGGCGCCAUGCUCGGCUGCCCAGCCUGAGGUUUAGAGGUGCCGAGCGGAAGCCGGCGUCCCACUCCAGCAAGCAUCCCGGGAAAGCAGGGACGUGCACAUUUGAAUAAGUCAUUUCAUUGUUAAUUUAAACGGUUUUAAGACUUCACUCCAAGGUAACACGGCGAAGGUGUGCGGGAGCGCAGCGGAGGUGCCCCGGGCUGUUUCUUUAAUAUUAGACCGAAUUGAAUCCUGCUUUACCGAACUUGUGUCAUAUUUCAAGCAGCUUCUGGGCUACAAAAACAAAAAAAACAUGAAUGGAUUUGUUAAUUUCAGCCCACUCCCGGAUGUUGACUUCUUGUUACCGCUCCCGGUCUGAUCUAUGGUGUUGUCUUGUCCCCGCCUCUGGUCCGUUGCGGCUGUGUUAUUGGGUCAGGUGAAUCUAUCAAGGACGCAGAGCUGGGCAGUUCACACACCGGGGGGAUAAUUACACGGUGAUUGGUGUCCGCCUGCGUUCCGCUCUCACUAUCUUUGUCUCCUCUUUGUUAGCAAUGCCCCUCUCGUAAACUCCAGCCGCCACUGGGAGAAGCCCAGAACGCUUCUCAGUCCCUCGGUCCAAACCUUGCUCCGUCUCCAGGGCCUGCUCUUAAAACCAUUUGAGGAGGAAGCUUUGCUUCACGACGUUGGUGGCUUUGUUGACACCUGCAGCUGACGUGAGGAGAUCACGCUUCACUUUUAACAGCAGCACUUCACUGUCUAUUAUUAACUUCACCUUCUCUCAUGGAUGAUUCGUCUCUAUUCCUUCCUGAUUCUUUAAGUGUCUGUCCGCCCCUUUGUCAUUUUUGGGUCAUUAAGACAAACUGGUGUCACUUUGGGUGAGUUCAAUUUGAGUUUUCUUGUUGAGUUGCUUCCAAUAAUGUGGUUAAACAACUAAAGACUCAUGUAAUGUACACUUCACUUCAUUCAUUUCCAUAAAUGAAUCAUGACGCGUGUACUACUGUGUCACCACCAUAGCACCGUAUUGUUCCGUCUGGUUCGUCCAGCCUCUCAAGUUUCUACUCUUGAUUCUGUGGCUUUCACAACCUACUCUUUUGACAUGAGCCGCUGUGUCUGUCCAACCUUCACUGUCUUCACCUUAGUCCGAACCCCAUAAACAUGUCUUUGUUCCUGACCUCUGAUUCAUGUUCCUCAAAAACGAUUUUGUUUCUAACCUCUUGCAUUUGGAACUGCCUUCAUGGUUCCUACAUUGUUUGUCACAAAAGGUUUUGGGGUCCAUGAAUGUCAAGCUUGUAGGUGUUAGCAAAUGCAAGGCCAAAGCCAUUGCCGGGCUUCUUGACCCAAUAUUUUGGCCCUUGUUUUAACGCAAUAUAGUCUUUGUUUCUGUGUGGCAAAGCAUGCUCUAUUUAACAAAAGUCCCUCACCUCUGCUUCUUUUCUCUUUUCUCCCUGUAAAUCUUAAUUGUUUUCCUUGUUUUUGGACUGUCUCUGGAGAAAUUGCUGUUUCUGCACGCACCAUUUCCUCCUCACACCAUGUCUGUAAACUCUUAAGCCCUUAUAUGCCUUUCAAAGAAUUACACUCAUAGCAUUGUAUCUUGGCGCUCCCAUUCAAAAGAGACUCCCGAACGAUAAAAUCCUUGGGUUUUGAACUCAAAUGAUCUGAAGGCACAUCCACCUGGGUUUUUUUUUUUGUGACAUUUAAAUUUCGGCGGAUAACCUUCCUCCCCGUCUUGAAAUGUAAUGCCUAUCACCUUGCAUGGAGAUUGCAUCCUCUGCCCUGGUCACACUUUGGCUAUUUGCACUCCCAGGAUUUAAGAGGUGUUUCAGCACCGCGGACAGUUCCUCCAGAGACACGCUCUCACCUCGCCCCCACUUUGUGACUGGGCACAAUGGGGCAGUCAAAAACAGAGAUUUUGCAGCUUCUUGUACAUGAUAAUGUUGUGUGCGUGUGCAGACGAGUCCACUGAGUCGCCCAGCUCCCCCACCUACACCCCCACCGUCCCUCCAACACACGCAUAUCAUUCACCCAGAGCCAUUCUAUCUGUAUGGAAAUUUGGGCUCCACAGCUGGAAUCCCACAAAGCACUGUCAUCUACUAAUAGUUAUUAUCUCUUUGGCCUUCUCCCUCACAAAACCCCUGCAAUACAAGCACAUCGCAUCUUUAUGGUAAUGCCCUACAAUUCAGCCCCAAGCUAUGGCGCAUAGACCUUUCUUAUCAUUACGAUAAUUCCCAUUCUCAUUUGACUCCUCAUUACACCAUCGAAACUGCUCAGGGUCGCACGUCGACAAAUUCCUGCAUCUUUCUUUAUUACACUGUAGCAUAAAGUGUUGAUACACAAACUCUCUAAGUAGUCUGGGAACAAUGGGACGCACUCCCUGACAGUAAGAAACAGAGGCUGCUUCACAGUCAUGUCGAUCCUUUCAGAGCCCCACCUGGGCAUAACAUAACCUAAGUAAUAGCAAUUAUAAAUAACCUUCUUAUUUCAGAUGGUGGAAAUAAGGUGAAUUAUUUUUAUUCAUAUUUUUAUGGGUGUGGCAUUAGAAGCAGUGAACCGACAUUGCUCCUAAUUUAUCUCAAAGAUCACACUCUCAGGGCACUUCAUAGAUGAUGAAAUAUCUCACAGAUAUAUUGGAGCUGUGGCAUUAAACCCUAAAUUCACGGUGAAUAUAGUGUUUUGGAAAAUCAACUGAAAAGGUAAAAACAUAACAAGUGUUUUAUAUAACUUGCCCAAAACAGGUGCUGAGUCAUUUUGUGGUUCACAUCUGUACAAGAAUAAUCUAUUAAUCUGCUUUAAAUGAUUACUAUUAUUUAUUUUUGUUAGUAUCGUGGUAUAUAAUGAUGCUAAUAACGUGUGUAGAUAUUGACAUUGCUGUUAAAUAAAUAAAUGUUGGCGUCUGAAUUUAAGAAAAAAAAAAAACAAUCAUGCAGUUGAACAUAUAUCAUUGAACCAACUACUGGAACUACAACAAAGCAAAAGCACCACACAUCUUCAGGUUCUCAUUUACCACACCAUGAAGCUCACUUUUCCCUGGCAUCUCCAGCAUUCUUCAUCCAACACGUCCGCAGCCUACUCCUCUAGAAUUGACUUUAAAAUGUUACUGAUAACUUGUGAAGCCCAUCCUGAAGUCAGAGCCUUCCCUGUCAGGCCUCCUCGACUCUGGAACAGCCAGCCAGAGGAAAUCUGAAGUGCGACAUGUUCCUCCAUAAUACCAGUAGAAGUGUUCCUGCUUUUGCUAUAUUCCACAAUAAUAUUAUAUUUCUGUGAUAUAUACUACACACCAUGGAUUAUUUUUUUAUAAUCAUAAAUGAAGCUUAUGGUGCCAGCCCAUGUUAGCACCAUGAGCUAGCAACCUGUCUCGCGUCGCGCCCCCCUACUCCCCAUCAUGGGGCAGGAUGGUCUUCGUCUCGACGCUGACUCGCUGGAAUAAGUGGUGGACAAUGAAAGCCAAAAUCCCACCCUUCCUCAUGUUGACUUAUUACACAAAAUGUCAACACUAUUGUCUUCUUUUUAGACAGAAGGGUCAACAGAGAAAAGGUGCUGAAGUUGUGCUCUAUUUCUCGCUGGUGCCACGUCCGCCCUCAGGUCUUCGAGGGAAGUUCUCCACGGGCAGGCACACAGCGACUGAGCUGGACCUCAGCGUGGUCGCGUGUGUCCUUGCACCUCUCUGUAAAUGCCCACACAAAACCACUGAAUAAGACCGAAAAAAAAGUAAUUGCUGUGUGAUUGGCACCGCUCGUCCUGUGCAACCUGUGUCCCACACUUGAAGGCUGUCCUUAGAGCGCCGUCAUUGUCACGCAGCCUUUUAGCACCUUUGUUCCAUUCCUCCCCCAGGACCUCACGGCCCACCAUUGGCAGCUGAGUCCCUGCCUGUGACAAAAAGAUCCCUGCGCCCACCCUCAUUUGAUGCAGUGACGACCCCACCCCCCUGCCCCUCGCUAAUAUCCACAGCCGCCACACGCAAUGACACGUUCACACAUACACACGCUUCUUGCAAGGAGAAAUGUUCUGUUUAGUGAGGGAGGAUGUGGGGGGUCAGGACACAGGGGCGGGUUAGGAGGGGACAAAUAAACAUCAGGGCCGAGGAGGAGUUAUGUCUUGUUUACACAUUAGCAACUGUUUAGCCAGUCUCAGUGCUUCCGUCGGGUCUCGGGUGGCUUCUCACUCGGGCCCACUCACCAACCAUCUCAAGUGUUUCAACGUCUUCCUCCAGAUCACAAGCCGCAGCUCUAAUGGGAUUAAUGGUUUAGUCACAAAUAUUGUCUGAAGACAUUUGUUUGGUGCAUAUUUUUCAGCAAGCUUUCCAGGGGGUCCCCUGCAUCUAUGACUGCUUCCCUGUUUGAACACGUUUUUGUUCAUAUUCGCUUACAUUAGAAACAUAAUUCAGAAUAUGAUUAUUAGUUUUCAAACUAAACCUGUAACAUUUAGCCAAAACAUUUUUUUUUCAUGAACAUCACUUUAGAAAAACAAAAUACUAUUUUAUCUGUGUACCUUAAGCUCUUACAUUGUAAUACAUUGUAAGGCUCUAUUGAAGACAUUAUGAAUGUUCAUACUCACGUAUGGUAAUUUAUGAAAAGGUUUAUUAGGUAUUAUAAGUUCUGGACUUAAAUUAGUCAGGUUAUUAAGACUCCAGAACCCAAACCGCACUGUGCAAUGUUAUUACAAAUAUCACAUUUUGUAGCUCAUAAUACUGAAGAAGCUUUGUCAUACAUGACUAUAAACACUUAUAACAUCUUCUCUGAAGCCUUAGAAAUGCACCAUGGUGAUACACUUGUAAUACUAUAAUGAUAUACUAUUACCAGGAGUGGUAAUUCAGUUUAAACAUUUGGCUCUUAUGACGCUUCAGCCAACUCAGGCUUGUGUGGAGAGUCCCUGGUGUGAUGGAGUCCAUCUUCCGGUCCAUUUUAAAAAGACUACUGAAGAAAUAAACGUCAAGAGUCUUUCACUGUUUCAUCAUUGCUGUCAAAAUGGUUCUUUAUAAUUUGUCUUCUCCUUUCUGAAAAGAGUAGUAUGUUAAGUAUGACUUUGAAGACAUAUUUUUGAGUGUGUCGUGAGCGUAAGGUCUUAAAUGUGACUUCUGGGACAGUUUGGUGCUGUGAUGGCGUCUGCGUGUGUGUGUUGAUUCGUGCCAGUGGGGGUCCCAGGCCAGGGUGAUGAGGCGGGCAGCCCACAGAGAAGUGCUGGGGUGAGGGGGUUUAGGUUUUGAUGGACUGCAGGCCUCCUCCUCCUCUGCUGGUCUGGAGAGAUAUCAACAUUAUUUUUGCAUUUGUAUCUUCAAAGUCACACGAGUAGAAUGAGAAGGAUUGUUUAUGCAGGCUAAUAGGACACACACCCACGCGUACGUGCACACGUACACACACCAAACAAGCCGCAUCUUUCCAGCUCUUUCUAAUGAGGUGAUGACCAACCACUUGUUAUAAUUGCUUCAGUCUCCUUUUAAUUUUCGAGCUUAUUAAUCAUAUGUGGAGUUAUUUAAGAAUGCAUAAAUUAAUCUUAGAUUAAAAAGCCUAUCAAAGCCACAAAACAAUUAAAGAGUAAGGUAAGAUUUCCCCAGGGCUGCCACUUUUAUUUUAAUAGACUGCUCAGGUGAUUAUCGCACUUUGCUGCGGCGCUGUGAUUAAUGCAGACGCAACCAGAUCUGAGGCGUCCUGCUCCCAAAAACUCAUCUCAUGACCUCCUUUUUGGUGGGACCUUGUCUUGGGAGCAGAGUGAUCCAAGCGCAUUUAUGAUGAAAAAGAAGUUGUUUAAGGUGGACGAAGAUGAUUUCAGCCCUGGCGUCAAUAAGGCUUCAUAACAAUGUGAAUGCAGCUAUGAAUUUUAAAUAAGUGGUUUAUGGUUUAUUGAGCAGCAGCAGGUCAAUAUCUGUGCACAGUGAGAAGAAAUGACCUGUUUAGCAAAUUUGUCUCGACUCUUUCAUGAUGUCAUGUUUUACGACAGCAGACAUUUGUAAGUGUAUGAACAGCCUUUCGGAUCUGAAACAAGAUGAUACAUAUUUUGCUUCCAUUUGCAUAAAAUUUAUGGUAUUGUGUUAUGAUUAUAUAUCAUACAGGUGUUAGAACUCAUAAAAAAAGUUAUUAUUGUUAUUAUUAUGACACCAUGGCCCGUUUCAUUUGGAACAUAUUAAACAUUUUCUAUUUUGACAUUAUAUUCUUUGCUGCUUGUUUUAUAUGAACCAUCAGUUUAAUUUCAUUAUUCUCCUAUUUCAUAGCGCUUUUCAUCUGCAUAUUCUCAUGUUUAACUUCUUUGUCAAAGUGGGGGGCUGUAAUUUAUUACAUAAAAUGCUUAGUUAAUAAGACAGUUAUUACCCGUUAAUAACAGUUUUCUUUCUUGUACCAUGAAAAUGCAAAUAUACAAUAACUGAUGCCAGUAUAUUUUUAAUUAUAUUAUUAUUGCUGCUGCUGUUGCAAACAGUCUUGAGGUGAAGAUAUAAUAUUAAAUUCAGCAAUAAUUGUUGAGUUUAUGCACAACAAUGUAAAAAUAUUCAAUUGUAAUGUAGAAAAAAAUAGUGCUGCUUUAUUGUUUUUUGUUUUAUCGCCUAAUUUAUCGCCAUGUGUUUCAAACAAAAUUAUAUUAUUAUUAUUAUUAUUAUUAUUAUUAUUAUUAUUUAGUUGCUGUUGUUGUGGUGGUGGUGGUGCAUCGGUGAGUUCUGCCUGCGGUGGUCGGAGCAGCUCUGGUGUCGUGUUCCCUUCAUCAAUACUGCAGAUGAGUGGAUCCACGCGUGUCGCAGAUGAACGAGGUGAGUUCACCGACUCUCGCAGUAAAUGGUCGCCGUUUAGAGUCUCACAUUGUUCCUCCGUCCCGCAUGUGCUGUCGUUGUUCUGUCAUUCAGCUGGAGGGGAAAGUGGACGCCGAUUUUCAGAGCAGCUGUUUUUUUUUUUUUUUUUUGUCGACACGCGUGCAGUGAGAGUCCGUGGGAACGGAACACGUGGCCUGCGUGGUAUUCAUCUCCGGGACCCACCGAGGGUCCCUGCUGCUUCUCUUUGUAUUUGGGGAAAAAAAUGGCAAUUUUAAUUAUUCGCUUUUCUUUUAUUGUUUCAGGAUUUGUGUGCGACAUCGCGGAUUAGAUAGAAAACCAUGUUGAGAAAUGUGAUCGCUGAAGAAAUCAGGUGAAGACACUAGAAAUACUGACCUGCGAAACACGUCAACUAUUCAUGUGUCGCUUUCAUUAAACGCUAAACCAUCAUUUCAGUGAAACUACACUGGGCAGAAUGUGUCCACUGUAACUGCUGAUACAUUAAUAUAUAUUGAUGCUUUCACUGUUAUUUUCACUCCAUUUUAUUUCAUAUUUUCUAGUGAAGCAUCUAUAUAAUUAUUCACGCCAUUUAAAUAAAUGUGACAAUGUUGGUGUUAAAUUAUUUCAUGUACUAUUUUAUCUGAUUUGUAAUAAGUCGUAAUUGCAUUUUAUGAAUGCAUUUAUUGUAUAUAUUGUUUUGUAAUUCAUAUAUUGUAUUUUAAUAACGGAUGCGUUCUGCUAACAUUUUUUUAAAUAAUUUUAUUUGUAAAUUGUACAUUUUAUUUACAAUGUGUUGUAAAAAAAAUAUCAACCAGUAUAUUCAUUUUGCUUCUUUUUCCGAUUAUUGUUUUGUAGGUAUUUUUAGAUUUUUCCAGCUGAUAUUACGUGUAACUGAAAUAUUCUUAUGGAUAAGUGUAAUGUUUCCGAUGCUCUUCCGUGGUUAAUUCUCAUGAUGCAAAUGUCAGAGGGCUGCGGUUGGUCUUCGUGGGAGGGUCUUUCUUAAGUUUAGCUGUCACUUGAUUACUGAUGGGGUCGUGGUGGGGGGCUGUGCUACAUGUGGACACAGUGAUGAUGCUGAACACAAACCAGCCUCCCACAGCAGGAGAGCAGCAGAGAGAGAGAGGAGGACGGGCAGCAGGGAGGAGGUGCUGCUCCACUUCUUCUAAAGCAAACAUCUUCGCGUCUUCCAACACUUUUGGCUGCUUCACCGCGGAGGGAGGCGUCCACCACACCAGAGCUUCCAGGCCUCCAAGGAUGGACUCCAUAGCUGCGGGGCGAGACUCCAGCUCCUCUCCGGGCUCCAAGCAAGAACUCGCCUACUCCAGCAGUCUGAAGCCGAACCAGGUCGGGGAGACGGUGCUGUACGGAAUACCGAUCGUGUCUCUGGUGAUCGACGGUCUGGAGAGGCUGUGCCUCGCGCAGAUCUCCAACACCUUGCUGAAGAACUACAGCUACAACGAGAUCCACAACCGGCGGGUGGCGCUGGGCAUCACGUGCGUGCAGUGCACACCUGUGCAGCUGGAGAUCCUGCGCAGAGCCGGGGCCAUGCCCAUCUCCUCCCGCCGCUGCGGCAUGAUCACCAAGCGCGAGGCCGAGAGACUCUGCAAGUCGUUCUUGGGAGCGCAUUCUCCUCCCAAGCUGCCCGAGAACUUCGCCUUCGACGUGUCCCACGAGUGCGCGUGGGGGAGCCGCGGGAACUUCAUCCCGGCCCGCUACAACAGCUCCAGAGCCAAGUGCAUCAAGUGCUCCUACUGCAACAUGUACUUCUCGCCCAACAAGUUCAUCUUCCACUCGCACCGGACCCCGGAGUCCAAGUACACGCAGCCGGACGCGGCCAACUUCAACUCGUGGAGGCGGCACCUGAAACUGUCGGACAAGAGCAGCCCGACGGAUGUUCUCCACGCGUGGGAGGACGUGAAGGCCAUGUUCAACGGGGGGAGCAGGAAGAGGACGAUGCCCGGGAGCGAGUCCGGCUCGCCGCUCAAGUCUCAAGCCCCGAGUCUGUCCCGGACCUCGCCGGAGGUUCCGGCCAAGAUUCUGACCUGCGAGGAGAACCGCGGCGGGCUGGCGAGCCCUCGCAGCUACCCGCUGAUCCCGGUGCCGAGCAAGGGCUUCGGGAUGCUGCAGAAGAUCCCGCCGCCUCUCUUCCCGCACCCGUACGGCUUCCCGCCUUUCGGUCUGUGCCAGAAGAAAGAUGACGUCAUCGUGGCCGAACCGGGCAGCAAAGCGGGCCUCCAGGGCGUCCUCUGGCCCGGUACCAAGGACAGCGCUUACCACUCCUUCCCCAUGUUCUGGCCCGCAGCCGGGCCCCUGCCUCUGGCCCCCUACACACAGACCCCUCACAAGCCACCCGCGGAGCUGCUCUGUCCGCCGCUGGACGUUCCCGAGCACAGCGAGCGCAACAAAGACACUUCGGUUGACAGCGAGCGCUGCUCGAGCACGCAGUCCACCCGCAACGACGAGGACAAGUCCGGGGACGAGUCCCGGCCCGCCGAGCCCGUGACGUCACGGAAGGUCAGCUACGUGUCCGCCUUCAGGCCCGUGAUCAAAGACGCCGACUGCAUCGCCAAACUGUACGGCAACAGAGGCGCGUACACCCGGACCGGCUACCUGUCCCCGGACUUUUUAAGCGAAAGCUCCAGCUACAGGUCCGUGUCUCCGUGCGUGGACAGCGAGGGGGAUCCGGACGUGGACGUGGAGACCAACAAAACAGCCGAAGACGAGGACUCGGUGUGUUCUCGGACUCCCCCCGGACUUGGUCACAACGACUCGGACGCCAAAGAGACCUGUCAGGCCGAGCCGCAGAAAAACACGGUGCAGUCCUCAGACCGGGAGCACCCGAGCAAGCACUUAACGGAGAGCCACAUGUCUGCGCCUUUUACUGAAGUGUACACACCGGAGAGAGCCGAGCUGCACCCGAGAAUCAGUCCGCUCCACUUCAGACCUGCCAGCUUCCCGCCAGCUCUCCUGUCCGCAAACGACGAGAGCGCGACCAAAGAGGAGCCUUCGUCCACCGUGGAGGAAGUAGAGACCAAACAGUUCCACGAGCAGAGCAGCGACGAAGCGCAGCGGGAGCCUGAUGGCGGCGAUGAGGCAACUGCGAGUGUUUUACCAUCCAGCGAUAUACAGCGUCUGGCAAAAGAAGAGUUACAGAAGCAGCUGCUGGAGCAGGUCGAGCUGAGGAAACAGCUAGAACGGGAGUUCCAACAUUUAAAAGAUAACUUCCAGGACCAGAUGAAGAGAGAGCUGUCCUACAGGGAGGAGAUGGUGCAGCAGCUGCACAUCGUCCGAGAAGCUCACGACGCUUUACACCAUUUUUCAUGCAAGAUGCUGACUCCUCGCCACUGCACCGGCUCCUGCACCUUCAAGUCUCCCCUGCUGCCUCCCUAAACCAGGAAGACGUGCUACAGUCCUCAGUCAGCAGGAGGCGCAACUCUAUUGUAAUUAACUGUAAUAAUAAUUUAAAAAAUCUGUACCACUUUGUUUAGCAUUUAUGUACCCAUUUUGCAUAAGGUGAAUUUUGUUAAAUAUUAAAACAUUGAUUAUAUUUAUUAUUUGUGGCAAAGUGCAAUGAGAAUGUAUGUAAGUUGUGAACUUUUUUUCUGUUGUCACAGUUCAUCCAUAGCUUCUUCUCUGAUUUCAGUAUUUCACCUUCUGUGUUUGCUGUGUUGUUCUUUGCAGGCUGAUAACUAAAAUAUGUUCAGAUAGGAUGCACUUUAAUUUAGUGAUGGGAACCACCAAAUGCCUGCAGGUCUACAGUGCAAACAUGGUGAUUUGAGUAUGAUUCAUUUGAUUUUCAAUACAAGCAAGGACGUUAAAGAAAAAAAAAAAAAAAAAAAAACUGCGCCUUUUCAAGCACAUAUUCUAUUAAAAAUAGCACAUGUGUUGA
This is a messenger RNA of Synchiropus splendidus (mandarinfish), 48421 nucleotides long. It is a transcript of the gene skor1b, whose product is annotated as SKI family transcriptional corepressor 1b. The coding region runs from base 45559 to 47922 and encodes 787 amino acids. Gene Ontology annotation, cellular component: transcription regulator complex; nucleus. The transcript is spliced from 8 exons. The record is from RefSeq and is a predicted model, not a curated record. Gene Ontology annotation, molecular function: RNA polymerase II cis-regulatory region sequence-specific DNA binding; DNA-binding transcription factor activity, RNA polymerase II-specific; SMAD binding. Lineage: Eukaryota; Metazoa; Chordata; Actinopteri; Syngnathiformes; Callionymidae. Gene Ontology annotation, biological process: negative regulation of BMP signaling pathway; negative regulation of transcription by RNA polymerase II.